GCCCGCGCGGCGCCACCCCAGCCGCCUGCCCGCCGCUCCCUCGGCCGCCGCCGCCAUGUCCUCCUCCUCCUCCUCCCCCAGGGAGACGUACGAGGAGGAGCAGGAGUACGAGAGCCAGGCCAAGCGCCUCAAGACCGAGGAGGGGGAGAUCGACUACUCGGCCGAGGAAGGCGAGAGCCGCCGGGAAGCGACGCCCCGGAGCGGGGGCGAUGGCGGCAGCGGCCGGAGCUUCUCCCAGCCGGAGGCAGGUGGAAGUCAUCAUAAAGUUUCUGUUUCACCCGUUGUCCAUGUUCGAGGACUCUGUGAAUCUGUGGUGGAAGCAGACCUUGUGGAGGCUCUUGAAAAAUUUGGGACUAUAUGCUAUGUGAUGAUGAUGCCAUUUAAGCGGCAGGCUCUCGUGGAAUUUGAAAACAUAGAUAGCGCCAAAGAAUGUGUGACGUUCGCUGCGGAUGACCCGGUGUACAUUGCUGGUCAACAGGCUUUUUUCAACUAUUCUACAAGCAAGAGGAUCACUCGGCCGGGAAAUACUGAUGACCCAUCAGGAGGCAACAAAGUUCUUUUGCUGUCAAUUCAGAAUCCCCUUUAUCCGAUUACAGUGGAUGUUUUAUAUACUGUAUGCAACCCUGUUGGAAAAGUGCAGCGUAUUGUUAUUUUCAAGAGAAAUGGGAUACAAGCAAUGGUUGAGUUUGAAUCAGUCCUUUGUGCCCAGAAAGCUAAAGCAGCACUCAAUGGAGCAGACAUAUAUGCUGGAUGUUGCACACUAAAAAUUGAAUAUGCCAGGCCAACGCGUCUAAAUGUUAUUAGGAAUGACAAUGACAGUUGGGACUACACUAAACCAUAUUUGGGAAGACGAGAUAGAGGAAAGGGUCGCCAGAGACAAGCCAUUUUGGGAGAACACCCUUCUUCGUUUAGACAUGAUGGCUAUGGAUCCCAUGGUCCACUGUUGCCUUUACCAAGUCGUUACAGAAUGGGCUCUCGAGACACACCUGAGCUUGUUGCCUACCCACUGCCGCAGGCUUCUUCCUCUUACAUGCAUGGAGGGAAUCCCUCUGGGUCUGUCGUCAUGGUUAGUGGAUUACAUCAACUAAAAAUGAAUUGUUCAAGAGUCUUCAACCUCUUUUGCUUAUAUGGAAAUAUUGAAAAGGUAAAAUUUAUGAAGACCAUUCCGGGUACAGCACUGGUAGAAAUGGGUGAUGAGUAUGCUGUAGAAAGAGCUGUCACACACCUUAAUAAUGUCAAAUUAUUUGGGAAAAGACUUAAUGUUUGUGUAUCUAAACAACAUUCAGUUGUUCCAAGUCAAAUAUUUGAGUUGGAGGAUGGUACGAGUAGCUACAAAGAUUUUGCAAUGAGCAAAAAUAAUCGCUUUACAAGUGCUGGCCAAGCAUCUAAGAACAUAAUCCAGCCACCCUCUUGUGUGCUGCAUUAUUACAAUGUUCCGCUGUGUGUCACAGAAGAGACCUUCACAAAGUUGUGUAAUGACCAUGAAGUUCUUACCUUCAUCAAAUAUAAAGUGUUUGAUGCAAAACCUUCUGCCAAAACACUUUCUGGGCUAUUAGAAUGGGAGUGCAAAACUGAUGCCGUAGAAGCCCUUACUGCACUAAAUCACUACCAGAUAAGAGUUCCAAAUGGUUCCAAUCCCUACACAUUGAAGCUUUGCUUUUCUACAUCAUCCCAUUUAUAAGAAGAGAUGAGCAUGUUAGAAUUUAUGUUCACCUUUAUUACAAUUUUAAAGCUUACACUUCAUUUAAAAAAUCUAAAGUGGUUGAUCUAAUGUUGCCUUGCUUACUUUGAUUCAAGAUCCUGUUCUGUAAUAAACAGAUAUUUUGCCUCAAGUAAAUUUGUUGUAAACUUAAAUAUUGAAUUGUUUUCAUUUAAAAAUAGAAUAUCAUAACGUAGACUAUCUACAGCUUCAUUGUAGAUUAUGCAAAUACAUGAUUUCUAAUCUUAAUUGCUAUAAUUUUUCUUUUACAGUGAAAAUAUAUUUGCAUUCUUAAUGCUAAUUAUCUGCAAGUAUUUUUCCAUUGUGUAUGAGAUUGAUGCAGGUGAAAGUAUUGCAUUUUAAUAUUAUAGAAUUCCUAUUAUAUGGUUAAGGAUGUUGCAGUUAUUCAUAUUAAACAUAACUUGUAUUUAUUAAGUAUUUUAAUCAAGUUUGAGAAUAACAUUGCACAUAUUGAAUUUUAAGUACUACAGAGUUGUCCGAUUUUAUAUUUCCGAAAGGCUAGUGGACGUAUGGAUACACUUGUACAGUAUGCACUCGAACUUAUUUAAAUUGGUGUAUUUUUUUUUUUUAAGUCAUUGUCCAUUUAUAUUGACAUGCUUCUACCUGUUUCUAGUUCCAGUUUGGAGAUUUUAUAAAGUUACAGCAACAAGAUAAUGCAUUCUUCUUUAUUUGUUGCAUGUGACUUAAUCUUGAAAAUACGCCUAAUACUUGACAUUGAGAUUUUAGUAGAAGUUGUGGUUAAGAGUUCCUCUUCUAGAUAAUAAUCUGGGAUUCGUGGAUGGCCUUUACUGGGUCUGAACCCCUUAAAGUUGUAUGUAGAAUUUUGGGUAUUUGCAUUUUAUUUUUUACUCUUGGAUCCAUCAGUAAUAUAUGUAUUUUUCUAUAUGGUGCAAGGUGUAAGGAUCUAAUUUUAUUUUUAUUCCAAACAAAUAGCUAUUUGUCUCAACACCAUUUAUUAAACAUUUCUUUCUUCCACUGGAUCUGUUUUCUUUUCUAUGAAAAUAAUAUACAUAGGCAAAUAAGAUUUAAGAACUAAACAUGGUAGUAAGACACUAUAGCACACUUGUUUCAAGUUUACUGCUUUUUUGUAAUAGAAAACUGAUGCGUCCAUUUUAUUUUCAUCUUUAAAAGAAAGAAUACGUGUCAUCUACCUGGAAUAACUGUGAAGCCCAUAGUUGGCAAUGCCAGUUUUGUGGUCUUGAGACUUUUAAACAAAUUUACAAAGAAAAGCUUCACUUAGAUCUUUUGUAAGGGCUUUAUUUUGGAUCUUAAUGUAAAUAAGGCAGUCCGCCUUACUCCUUUUAGAAAUGAAGUAGUGGUUUUAAAAACGUAAAGAGCUAUUUAAUAGAAAGUUUAGGUUGAAACCAAACACACCAUCAGUUACUUCCUCUUGAAUUUUGACAGCAGUAGACCAAUGUCCCUUUAGCCUUCUAAACAUAGAAAAAUUUAAAUGGAAUCUAGAAGCGUUUCAGAUCCCGAUCGUGGGACCCAAUAAGUUUUGCCACGGGAAACUUGAGUGUGAACUGUUAAGUGUGCGAUACUGAAUUAUGUAUGUUUCUUAUUCAUUGCCAAUUUAAUAUCUAAGUUAACUUUACAAUAAACAAAACCGUUUCCCCCUACAAAUACUUUUCUCCAUUUGUUGCGAAAUUGAAAUGUCUUAGUUUUAAAAGGUCACCUGUGGACUUACGUAGUAGUUGUCUCCUUCCCUUCCCCUCCUCUGACAACUAGUAGGGAUCUUCAGGGUUACAGAUAUUCUGUGUCUAAGAUUUGAGGAAACAAGUCUGUGGAGAGUGGCAGGGCUUGUUCAAUUUAGAUCCGCUUUAAGUGGUAUUGACUUCUAGGUGUGAACUCUGUGUUAAUACUCUCUCCCCACCAAAAACACAAAUGAGUUCCUCAGGAGUAAACUAGUAAGCUGGGCCUUGCUGCAGUGACCUGUGGACAGGUAUGUCAGCCCUGUAUUGCAGCUGUCACUCAUGUCUUUGCAGCUUGGGGAUGACCACUGUGAUGGAGCCUGCUGUGGCAGCACGUGCUCUUAGCCUUGACCACAACUUUCUUUCUUGUCUUUUUGCUGCCCUUCCUAUCUUUUUGCUUUUAGGAGAACAUGAAAGAACAGAUUUUGGGAGUUGUAAAGAGUAAGUACUGGCUCUGAGUUUUGUUUUUUUUUUUUAAAUUUGAAAUCCAGUCUCCAUGUCCAAAUUGCAUAAAUGAUACUUAUAUUAAUAUAUAUAUAUAUACACAGUAAUUAAUUGAUAAUAAACCUGCCAGACCACAUUAUAGAAUAUGAGCUGCCUUCUAAAAUCCCCACUUAUAUAUAUGCAACUUAAAAAUUCUGUCUACUAUGUAAAUUAAAUCUUUUUUUAUUAAGUCAUAUAGAACUGUCAUUUGAAUUAAGUAAAAGAAAGCACUGAAUGAAUGACAGUUCUCGAUUUGGAAACUUACCUAGCUCUCUUGUGGUGUGACACAGCUAUCAGAUAGGCCAAGCUGCUGAACAGUCUUGAAAUACUUGCUUUGAGUCAAUACGAUAAUUUAUAAUCAUUUCUUAUUCCCUGCAGUAAUACCAAGUGAAAUCAAGAGGCAAUAUUAAUCCUUUCUGGGGAGUAGCUAUGUUUAUUGAGAGCCUAGAAAAUAAGUAAAUGGCUUGAAAGAUUUUGGCUGUUAGCAUAAUUUUAGUGUAGUUUAUUAGGUAUUUAACUACCUGGGGAAUAGCUUUGGGGCUGUAAAACUUUAUUACAAUUUACGAUAGUGAAACUUAGCUUAUUCUGAUAAUUUCUGGUUUUGGUUAUUUGAGAUAACCUUUUCCCCAGGAGAGCAGGGGAAGAAAAAAGACAAGGUAGAGAAUGCCUGUGUUGCCCCGUACUUUGUGUUUGGCAGUGAAUCUUGUCCUUAGCUGCAUUUCUAAUGUUCAAAGCAAAUUGUGUAAUUCGUUGAUUUUCAUUUAGAGUUUGUGAUUUUAUGAUGUCACAAAGCAUGAAUGUAAAGUAGAUGAGGUUACUUCUGCUAUAACUUAGGAGAUGCAAAGGAAAAAUGACAGCCGGAAUAAAAAUGUCUUUCAGCUUCUACAAAAACCAUUUUAGAAAUGUCACCUGCAGCUGUUUGGUCUCUGGGACGUUGAACUCAUUUGUCCAGCAUCUGUGAAGUGUGUGCAGUGUGCCAUACGGCAUAAGCUUGGGCGAGUGGCUAGCUUUUAAAAGUCAACAGGUUAAUUUAAGCUUAUAAAGGAAGCAGCAGAAAAAUGGCAAAAGCAAUUUUCCAGAUAUAAGGUGAAAUAUGCUGUAUGAGAAACUGAAAUUGAUUGAUGAAUCUUUGAGUAAUAUAACCUGUUUGGGAUUUUAUAAAUUGCACUAUAAAAUGGAAAAAUGAGGUCAAGGAAUGAUUGGCACUGUGUGGGGAUCGGGGUGGAAAGCAGAUAAAAUAAUUCUGUUUUACGUGUUAGGGAUGAGAGACCCAGGUAUUGUGGUCUGCUCAAGUUUAACGAAGUAUACAUAUAGGAAAAUUAUGACUUGAAGUUAAAUUUGUCUUAGAAUGCAGAUGUUAAUCCUCAAAAUUUUUAUACAAACAAAAAAGCCCUUUUGCUUCACUGAAAUAGUUGGCCUUUCUCAGUGGCUGGAGGUUACGGCUGUAUUAGCCCCAACUAUUUUAAUUGCUCUGGUAAAUGGUUAGAAGGCAGCUUAGUGGUUGCCAGGGCCCGGGGAGUGGGGAGUGACUGCCAGUGGGUAUUUCCUGUUGGGGCGGUGAAAGUGUUGUGGAACCAGACGGUGAUGAUGAUUGUACAACGUUUUGAAUGUACUCAGUGCCACUGAACUGUACACUUUAAAAUGGUAAGUUUUUAUGUUUUGUGUAUUUUACCACAAUAAAAAAAGUAACAAUUAGCCCAGUGAUCCUUUAGUUUAAACAAGAGCUAGUACAGUGCUUCAAGGCUUUGAUGUAGCUGGUUAGAUAACGUUGAGGAAGGGGAGUGUUAGGGGGAUUCUGUGGGUUAGUUUUACCUCCACAUCAGCGGAUGUGACAUUCGGUCUGGUUUAUGGUUACGAUGCCUUGGUGGCUGGCUGCUUCCAUGUGUUCCCGUUACUCCAGACUGUGGGGCAAGGGAGUUGGAUCUAGGAAGAGAGCCCACUGGGGACUUGUGUGCAAUGAGCAGUUACCAAAUAGGAUUUUUUGUGAGGAUGGAUAGGAGGCGGGCGUGAUUCCAUGAGUAGAAACUAGAAUUUCUCUAAACCAGAGUAAGUACACUUCAGGCUCUGCUGGGACUCUACCCUACUAGUUUUGAGUUACUUGCUUACAUACUCAUGAAUGUACUUAAAUUUCCUUGAAAAAUUAAAGAGUAUCCAGACUACCCAGUUACAUUUAGACUUUGACCAUGUGCUAACGUGUAUAAAAAAAAAAAAAUUUAUAGCUGCUUCAAAACCUUGAAGCGGGAUUCAAUGACACUGAUUUAUAUAUACGACAAUUGCAUAAAAACAUUUUUGUGUGUAAUAUAUCUGUAAUCCUUCAGUGGGCUUUAGGAGACCUUUUUAUCUAAAAGGAGCUAGACAAUGCAUUUUAUUUUAUGGACCUGUAUGAUACAUGAUAAAACCUGGGACUUUUCUGCCUAGUACAAAAUUGACAUGACUGAUGCCAGUAUCAGUGACCACAAUCAUGGCAGAGCUUUUCUUGUUGGAUUGUUAAAAGGAUAAGUAACACAAGACUGUUGCCAAUACAAAUCCAAGCUUGUCCUACACAGACCUGAUAAAAUUGCCUCUUAAUGCCAUGAUAUUUCCCAGUAAGGUGCUCGUAUUUGAGUAUAAAUUCCUACUGCUUAACCAAAAAGACAGCCUGUUGCGCUCCUUGCUGUGUGAUGACCUUUGGCUGCUUACAGCUUUUGCUCUAAACUGCGGUCUCAGAACUAGUAAAACCUUUAUUUUCGUGAGUUUAUGUUUCCGCAGUAGGUAAAAAUGCUUUCGGGUGUUAUUGCCAUUAUGUGAAAAACAGCCACAUGGUUUAUAAAUUGUAGAGCAAGUCACCUCAAAUGUAGAGGGAAAACAUCUUGGAGUUUCACCCUCAGUCCACUUGUUACCAAUGUGACGCAUUGGACAGCGCUGUAACCCAGAGUUGUGUUAGGGGUCAUGAUUCUCUUCCAGUGAAGAACAUGUGGCGGUAUAUAGGGGAAAGCAGAAGCUGAGGAAGGAGACCCAGGGUAUCGUCUAGCCUCUGUCACUAACUCUAUUUGGUCUUGGGCAUCACUUCCUAAGUCCAGUUCUUAUCUAUACAGUGUGGCAGCAAGACUACAUGAGAUGGUUUAUUCAGUAAUACAGUUCUAUUUCAGAGUGAUUUUUUUCUUCCUGGUUCUGUUCUGGCUCAGCAGUUAUCACUGGUACAAAGGGGCUGUUGUAUAAAUUAUUUGGAUAAAGUAGGUAAAAUUGUUGAGAAAAAGCUUUAUUUUUUGCCUGAAUAAUCCAGAUUUCUUAAAUUGAUCACAUUAAUCUAAUUAUUGUUCUCACUCCCUAGUAGAUUUGCUUUUGUAGCAACAGUUUUAAUGACAAAAGGAAAUGAUCAGGCCAUCUGCCAAUUCCCCACGUCCUAAAAAUUCUCACGUGAGGUUCCUUAAAACUGGUAUGGCUUGGAGGGGUAGCUGAACUGGGGAAAGAACUUUUUAUCCCAGCAUAUGGGAAGGUAGCUGAGGAGAUGGAUACCAAGCCACAGUGGUUCCAUUCUAUGGUGUUCCCAGAAUGUCCCCAACCACUUUAUUCAGGUUCUGGGUAGGAUAGAUGGGGCCAGGAUAUGGGUUGGAUUGCUAUGAUAAGGAUCAGGGGUAUGUUCGUGUUGGCACAUCUGGGUAUUGCGUUUGGAUAUCUUGAAAGCUGUGCUUUUCAAGGAUCAGCCUUUCUGAGUUUGAAGACUAUCUGAGGUAUACCAGUUCCUAACUCUGAGACUUGGAAAAAAGUAACACAGUAGUUAGAACUUUAAUUUUUUUUUUUUUUUUUUUUUUUGUGAAGCCCUGUGGCUAUGCGAAAAGUCUAAACUGAGCCUUCAUGGUCAGAAGAAAAUUUGACUGUGCCAUUGACUAUCUGUGGUGAGAGGGAGUGACCACAGGCAUCUUAAAGACAGCUCCGUUAAAUGGAAGAGGGCUCACUGAGUUGCUGGUUUCAUACUACCAGCCAACUUUGAUCACUUAUAAAUCUUGCCAGCUCUCAGAUUGUUGGAAGAAAUACCUCUUUGUACUGGCACAUGGGUGAUUGGAUAUACUGCAGGAAAGUGGCAUUUUUCAAUUAAGUUAACAGUUUAUACACAUGUCAAUGUAAUGUGUUGGGUUUAAGAAGGGACAGAAACAGAACUCAUAUUGCAUGCUGGUUGUUUUGGAUGAGUCCAAAAUGGUUCCCAAUAACUUUGAAGUAGCAUCGUGUGAUAGAGCACUGAGUUUGGACUUGCAAGAACUGGCUGCUUACCCCAGCUCUGCCACUAAUGAGUUGACCUUCAAGUUAUUUAGGGGACUUUUAAACCUUAGUUUCUCUUGUGUAAAAUGGAAACAAUAAUACCUGACCUACUUAUCGUACAGUGAAAUAAUAUAUAUAAAGGGAUUUUGGUAAUAGUCAAUACAGAUCUCCAGUAGAUAUUAGGGUAGUUUCAUUAAAGAGGGCCCCACACCACAGGUUCAUACUGACCCUUCCUUGGGAAGGAAAUACAGGCUGUACAACCCAGUCAUUGCUGUUGCGAAUCCGUAUUCAGCUGCUUCUUUGAGAUUUAUUCAGCAAUGCAAAUAGCUUCUAGAGAUAAAAAGUAGCAUAGCUCAGGUAUUAGAGAAUCUAAUAAAUUAGCUAUUCAAAAUAAUUUCUGCCUACCUGGAUGGUUCUUUGUGGGUCCCCCCCGCCCCCGACAUGGCUCAUUCAUAUAUUGAUAAAAACCCUUCGAAAUUCUGAAGGAAUCCCUGGGUGCCACAAACGAUUAAGUGCUUGACUGCCAGCCAAAAGGCUGGGGGUUCAAACACACCCAGAAGCACCUGGCACUCUGCUUCUAAGAGGUCACAUCUUUGAAAAUUCUAUGAAGCAGUUCUGCUCUACACACACGGGAUCACCAUGAAUCAAGAAUCAAGGGCAACUUACAACAGCAACAACAAAAUUCUAAAGGCAGGCAAAGUUACUAUUCAUUUUAACUAUUAGGUUUAAGGGAAAUUUAUGGUAGAAUUUACUUUUACUGUUUGUAUAUGUACAAAUACUUGUAUACACAGUUUUAGUAAAUGGAGAUCCCUUAUAUAACCAGGAUAUGGUACACAUAGACCUUUUUAUUUUUAGGUAAUACGGAGUUUUCUAUCCACAAUAUUGGAUUUUAAUAUUAUGUCGGCUGUAUCUGUUGUUUUGACAUGACACCCCCUUCAUCAAGACCUCUCAUCAUACUACUGUUCAUAUGGGAAAAUACUUCUUAAUUGUCCAAUUAAUGAUUAUUUUUCAGGAACUCACUGCCUGUCUGCCUGAAUAUUUCUGGUUUGCACUAUUUCACGGAAGUAUACCAAAAACAAAAAAACCCAACUAGCUGCCACUGAGGCAGUUUCAACCCCUGGCAACCCAAGUGUUUCAGAGUAGAACUGCGUAUUGGGUUUCAAUGGCUGAUUUUUUGGAAGUAGAUUGCCAGGCCGUUAUUCCAAGGCGCCUCUAGGUGGAUUCAAACUGCCAUCCUUUCAAUUAGUAGCCAAGCACUGAACUGUUUGUGCCAUCCAGAGAAGUAUAGGGUUUGAUAUAUUUGUGCUCUGCUCUGUGAAGAAGUACUGUAUAGGAGUUUGAAAGACAACUAGAUUAUAGUAUACAGCCCCUGUCAAUUCUUCGUCUGUAAAUCUGGAUUAAACAGACUUUUUUUUUUUUUUUUUCUUUUUCGUCAUCUUAAUGUUUCUGGGCUGCAGAGUCUCAGUUUUCUUUCUCUUUUUUCCUUUUAAUUUAUUCUAGUUAAGUAGCUCUUCUUUCCCCCAAAGGCUCAAGAUUCCUUCAUCAUUAAGUUGUCUCCUUUCUGGGUUUUCAGGUCCUUAGAUGUGGCAAGCAGAAUUGUAUGCCAGCGGCAGGCCCCCUCCAGUUUUUGUUAAGUUUAGGGAGCCAUUUUCCAUUUUGGUUUCCAUACCUUUAGAAGGAAGAGUGCUAAAAAGGAAAGGCCAUAGAAUUUGGAAUCAAAUUCUGGACUUAAGUCCUUGCUUGACUCUGCCUUUUUACUGGCUAUAUGAGUCUAAGUAAGUCUUUUAAAAUGGUCUGAGCCUCAGGAGUUAAUCUAUAAAAUGAGCAUGUUAAUAUCUUAUUUAUCAUUCUUAUCCAUUUAAAACAAAUUGAGUGGUAUAGAGUAGGCCUUUGCUACCAUUGUAGUGACCCUAUUUUUUUUUCUCAUUUGUGAAAAUAGCCAUUAAAUUGUGAACACACUACGGGCAUGGGUUUUUGUAUUUCCUUUCCUCUUUCAGUACCUCACCACAUAUUCAGGGUCUCCCACGUGAACUUUUCACAGGUGAGGGCUGUCUUCACUGGUGCCCAAGCCAAAGAGUGGCUUUGCCUAACUUCGUGACUGAGAUGAUGGUACAAGCGUGCUUAUCAGAGGAAGAUCAUACAAAUCUAAAAGGAAGUUAUAAUACUGAAGACCACAGAAUCAAGAUUAAAACCUAUCUUUUUAAAAAAUUUUUAUUGUGCUUUAAGUGAAAGUUUACAAAUCAAGUCAGUCUCUCACACAUAAACUUAUAUACACCUUAUUACAUACUCCCCUUUACACUCCCCCUAAUGAGUCAGCCCGCUCCCUCCUUCCAGUGUCUCCUAUUGUGACCAUUUUGCCAGUUUCUAACCCCCUCUAUCCUCCCAUCUCCCUUCCAGACAGGAGAUGCCAACAUAGUCUCAAGUGUCUACAUGGUGCAAGUAGCUCACUCCUCAUCAGGAUCUUUCUCCAACCCAUCGUCCGGUCCAGUCCACGUCUGAAGAGUUGGCUUCGGGAAUGGUUCCUGUCCUGGGCCAACAGAAGGUCUGGGGGCCAUGACCACCGGGGUCCUUCUAGUCUCAGACCAUUAAGUCUGAUCUUAUGAGAAUUUGGGGUCUGCAUCCCACUGCUCUCCUGCUCCCUUUGGGGGUUCUCUGUUGUGUUCCCUGUCAGGGCAGUCAUCGGUUGUAGCCAAGCACCAUCUAGUUCUUCUGGUCUCAGGAUGUUGUAGUCUCUGGUUCAUGUGGCCCUUUCUGUCUCGGGCUCAUAAUUACCUUGUGAGCUUGGUGUUCUUCAUUUUCCUUUGAUCCAGCUGGGUUGAGACCAACUGAUGCAUCUUAGAUGGCUGCGUGCUAGUGUUUAAGGCCCCAGACGCCACUCUUCAAAGUGGGAUGCAGAAUGUUUUCUUAAUAGAUUUUAUUUUGCCAAUUGACUUAGAUGUCCCCUGAAACCAUGGUCCCCAGACCCCUGCCCCUGCUACGCUGGCCUUCGAAGCAUUCAGUUUAUUCAGGAAACUUCUUUGCUUUUGGUUUAGUCCAGUUGUGCUGACCUCUUCUAUAUUGUGUGCUGUCUUUCCCUUCACCUAAAGUAGUUUCUAUCUACUAUCUAAUUAGAGAAUGCCCCUCUUGCACCCUCCCUCCCUCCCCCCUCUCAUAACCACAAAAGAAUAUGUUCUUCUCAGUUUAAACUAUUUCUCAAGUUCUUAUAAUAGUGGUCUUCUACAAUAUUUGUCCUUUUGCAACUGACUAAUUUCACUCAGCAUAAUGCCUUCCAGGUUCCUCCAUGUCAUGAAAUGUUUCAGAGAGAUUCCUCACUGUUCUUCAUCAAUGCAUAGUAUUCCAUUGUGUGAAUAUACCAUAAUUUAUCCAUUCAUCUGUUGAUGGGCACCUUCAUUGCUUCCAUCUUUUUGCUAUUGUAAACAGUGCUGCAGUAAACAUGGGUGUGCAUAUAUCUGUUCGUGUAAAGGUUCUUAUUUCUCUAGGAUAUUUUCCAAGGACUGGGAUUGCUGGAUCGUAUGGUAGUUCUAUUUUUAGCUUUUUAAGGAAGCGCCAAAUUGAUUGCAAAGUGGUUGUACCAUUUUACAUUCCCACCAGCAGUGCAUAAGUGUUCCACAGCCUCUCCAACAUUUAUUAUUUUGUGUUUUUUGGAUUAAUGCCAGCCUUGUUGGAGUGAGAUGAAAUCUCACUGUAGUUUUGAUCUGCAUUUCUCCAAUGGCUAAUGAUCGUGAACAUUUCCUCAUAUAUCUGUUAGCUACCUGAAUGCCUUCUUUAGUGAAGUGUCAAUUCAUAUCUUUUGCCCAUUUUUUAGUUUGGUUAUUUGUCUUUUUGCAGUUGAGUUCUUGCAGUAUCAUGUAGAUUUUAGAGAUCAGGCGUUGAUCAGAAAUGUCAUAGCUAAAAUUUUUUCCCAGUCUGUAGAUAGUCUUUUUACUCUUUUGGUGAAGUCUUUGGCUGAGCAUAGGUGUUUGAUUUUUAGGAGCUCCCAGUUAUCCAGUUUUUCUUCUGUAUUCUUAAUAAUGUUUUGUCUACUGUGUAUGUAUUAGGGCUCCUAACAUUGUCCCUAUUUUUUCUUCCAUGACCUUUAUUGUUUUAGAUUUUAUAUUUAGGUCUUUGAUCCAUUCUGAGUUAGUUUUUGUGCAUGGAGUGAGGUAUGGGUCUUGUAUCAUUUUUUUUGCAGAUGGAUAUCCAGUUAUGCCAGCACCAUUUGUUAAAAAGACUGCCUUUUCCCCAUUUAACUGUUUUGGGGCUUUUGUCAAAUAUCAACUGCUCAUAUGUGGAUGGAUUUAUGUCUGGAUUCUCAAUUCUGUUCCAUUGAUCCAUGUAUCUGUUGUUGUACCAGUACCAGGCUGUUUUGACUACUGUGGUGGUAUAAUAGGUUCUAAAAUCGGGUAAAGUAACACCUCCCACUUUGUUCUUCUUUUUCAGUAAUGCCUUAUUUAUCCGGGGCCUCUUUCCCUUCCAUAUGAAGUUGGUGAUUUGUUUCUCCAUGUCAUUAAAGAAUGUUGUUGGGAUUUGGAUCGGAAUUGCAUUGAAUGUAUAGAUCACUUUUGGUAGAAUAGACAUUUUUAUAAUGUUAAGUCUUCCUAUCCAGGAGCAAGGUAUGUUUUUCCACUUGUGUAAGUCUCUUUUCAUUUCUCGCAGAAGCGUACUGUAGUUUUCUUUGUAUAAGUGUUUUACAUCUCUGGUAAGAUUUAUUCCUAAGUAUGUUAUCUUCUUGGGGGCUACUGUAAAUGGCAUUGAUUUGGUGAUUUCCUCUUCGAUGUUCUUUUUGUUGGUGUAGAGGAAUCCAACUGAUUUUCGUAUGUUUAUCUUGUAUCCUGAUACUCUGCUGAACUCUUCUAUUAGUUUCAGUAGUGUUCUGGAGGAUUCCUUAGGGUUUUCUGUGUAUAAGAUCAUAUCAUCUGCAAAGAGAGAUACUUUUACUUCUUCCUUGCCAAUCUGGAUGCCCUUUAUUUCUUUAUUCAGCCUAAUCGCUCUGGCUAGGACCUGCAACACAAUGUUGAAUAAGAGCAGUGAUAAAGGGCAUCCUUGUCUGGUUCCCGAUCUCAAUGGGAAUGCUUUCAGGCUCUCUCCAUUUAGGGUGAUGUUGGUUGUUGGCUUUGUAUAAAUACCCUUUAUUAUAUUGAGGAAUUUUCCUUCUGUUCCUAUUUUGCUGAGAGUUUUCAUCAUGAACGAGUGUUGAACUUUGUCAAAUGCCUUUUCUGCAUCAAUUGAUAAAAUCAUGUGAUUCUUGUCUUUUGUUUUAUUUAUGUGGUGGGUUACAUUAAUUGUUUUUCUUAUGUUGAACCAUCCCUGCCUACCUGGUAUGAAUCUCACUUGGUCAUGGUGAAUUAUUUUUUGAUACGUUGUUGAAUUCUAUUGGCUAGAAUUUUGUUGAGGAUUUUUGCAUCUAUGUUCAUGAGGGAUAUUCUGUAAUUUUCUCUUCUUGUGAUGUCUUUACCUGGUUUUGGUAUUAGGGAUAUGGUGGCUUCAUAGAAUUGAGUUUGGUAGUAUUCCGUCCUUUUCUAUGCUCUGAAAUACCUUUAGUAGUAGUGGUGUUAACUCUUUUCUGAAAGUUUGGUAGAAGUCUGCAGUGAAGUUGCCUGGACCAGGGCUUUUUUUUUUGUUGGGAGUUUUUUGAUUACCUUUUCAACCUCUUCUUUUGUUAUGGGUCUAUUUAGUUGUUCUACCUCUGUUUGUGUUAGUUUAGGUAGGUAGUGUGUUUCUAGGAAUUCACCCAUUUCUUCUAGGUUUUCAAAUUUGAGUACAGCUUUUCAUAGUAAUCUCAUAUGAUUCUUUUAAUUUCAGUUGGGUCUGUUGUAAUAUCGCCUAUCUCACUUCUUAUUUGGGUUAUUUGCUUCCUCUCCUGUUUUUCUUUUGUCAGUUUGGCCAAUGGUUUAUCAAUUUUGUUAAUUUUUUACAAAAAACCAGCUUUUGGUCUUCUUAAUUCUUUCAGUUGUUUUUCUGUUUUCUAUUUCACGUAGUUCUCUAAUUUUUAUUAUUUGCUUUUUUCUGGUGCCUGAGGGUUUCUUUUGUUGCUCUCUUUCUAUUUGUUCAAGUUGUAGGGAUAAUUCUUUGAUUUUGGCCCUUUCUCCAUUUUGGAUGUGUGCAUUUAUUGAUAUAAAUUGGCCUCUGAGCACCGCUUUUGCUGUGUCCCAAAGGUUCUGGUAGGAAGUGUUUUCAUUCUCAUCGGAUUCUCUAAAUUUCUUUAUUCCAUUCUUAAUGUCUUCUAUAAUUCAGUCUUUUUUGAGCAGGAUAUUGUUCAGUUUCCAAGUGUUUGAUUUCUUUUCCCGUUAUUGAUUUCCACUUUUAUGGCCUUAUGGUCAGAAAAGAUGCUUUGUAGUAUUUCAAUGUUUUGGAUUCUGCUAAGGCUUGCUUUAUGACCUAAUAUGUGGUCUAUUCUAGAGAAUGUCCCAUGUGCACUAGAAAAGAAAGUAUAGUUGGUUGCUGUUGGGUGGAGUGUUGUGUAUAUGUCUACGAGGUCAAGUUGGUUGAUUGUGGCAUUUAGAUCUUCCAUGUCUUUAUUGAGCUUCUUUUUGGAUGUCCUGUCCUUCACUGAAAGUGGUGUGUUGAAGUCUCCUACUAUUAUUGUGGAGCUGUCUAUCUCACUUUUCAAUGCUGAUAGAGUUUGUUUUAUGUAUCUUGCAGCCCUGUCAUUAGGUGCAUAAAUAUUUAAUAUGGUUAUAUCUUCUUGGUGUAUUGUCCCUUUAAUCAUUAUAUAGUGUCCUUCCUUAUCCUUUCUGAUGGAUUUAACUUUAAAGUCUAUUUUGUCAGACAUUAAUAUUGUCACUCCUGCUCUUUUUUGAUUGUUGUUUGCUUGAUAUAUUUUUUUCCAUCCUUCGAGUUUUUGUUUGUGUCAUUGAGUCUAAGGUGUAUUUCUUGUAGGCAGCAAAGAGACAGGUCGUGUGUUUUUUUUUUAUCCAUCUGCCACUCUCCCCUUUAUUGGUACAUUUAGUCCAUUUACAUUCAGUGUAAUUAUUGAUACCCAUUGCUGUCCAGUUGAUUCCAACUCAUAGCGACCAUAUAGGACAGAGUAGAACUGCCCCAUAGAGUUUCCAAGGAUCGUCUGGUGGAUUCGAACUGCCGACAUUUCGUUAGCAGCCAUAGCACUUAACCACUAUGCCACCAGGAUUACUGAUAGGUAAGAGUUUAGUGCUGUCAUUUUGAUAUUUUUUGUGUGUGUUGUUGACAGUGUCUUUGUUCCACUUAAUUUUCUGUGCUGAGUUGUUUUUCUUUAAGUAUUGUCUUUUCCUCUUUUUCAUUGUUGUUGACUUUUGCUGUUGAUAUUUACUAAGUCUUUAUGUUUUUCUUGUUUUUUAUUUUGAUAUGUAGGAUUGUUAGUUUCCUUUGUGGUUACCUUAAAAUUUACCUCUGUUUUUCUAAGUUUAAACUAAUCUUAUUUUUCAGUAUUGCCUUGACAUCCUCUCUAUAUGAAAGUUCUAUGAUUACAUUAUUUAGUCCCUCUUUUUUUUUUUUUUAAUAUUGUCAUCUUUUAUAUAUUGACAUCUCUCUUUCCCUGUUUUCAGUGUUUUAGCUUUCAUUUAUUUUUGUGACUUCCCUAUCUGGGUUGAUACCUGGUUGCUCUGUCCUGUGUUUUAGUCUUGGGUUGUUACCUGAUGUUAUUGAUUCUCUAAUCAGAGGACUCCCUUUAGUAUUUCUUGUAAUUUUGGUUUGGUUUUUGCAAAUUCCCUAAACUUCUGUUUAUCUGGGAAUGCCCUAAUUUCACCAUCAUAUUUGAGAGACAGUUUUGCUGAAUAUAUAAUUCUUGGCUGGCAUUUUUUUCUUCUUCUUCUUCAAGGCUUUAUAUAUGUCAUUCCAUUGCCUUCUUGCCUGGAUGGUUUCUGCUGAGUAGUCAGAGCUUAGUCUUAUUGACUCUCUUUUGUAGAUGACUUUUCAUUUAUUUCUAUCCACUCUUAAAAUUCUCUCUUUAUCUUUGGUUUUGGCAAGUUUGAUUAUAAUAUAUCUUGGUGACUUUCUUUUGCCAUCUACCCUGUGUGGGGUUCGAUGAGCUCCUCGAAUAGAUAUCUUCUCAUCUUUCACAAUAUCAGGGAAUUUUUCUGCCAACAAAUCUUCAACGAUUCUCUCCGUAUUUUCUGUUAUCCCCCCUGUUCUGAUAGGUUAUUCCUCUUGAUAGAGUUCCAUAUAAUUCUUCAGGUUUCUUCAUUUUUUUUUAAUUCUUUUAUCUGAUUUUUCCUCAGAUAAAUUGGUGUCAAGUACUUUGUCUUCAGUCUCACUAAUUCUGACUUCUUUUGCCUCAUUCUGCUCCUAUGACUUUCUAUUGAGUUGUCUAAUUCUGAAAUUCUAUUGUUAAUCUUUUGGAUUUCUGUUUGCUGUCUCUAUGGAUUCUUGUAGGCUGUUAAAUUUGUCAUUUUGCUGUUGUAUAACCUUUUUAAGUUCCUCUAUGGCUUUGUCUCUGUGUUCCUUGGCUUGCUCUGCAUUUUGCCUGAUCUUCUUCCUGACCCCUUGAAGAGCUCUGUAUAUUAAUCUUUUGAAUUCUACCUCUGAGAAUUCCAGGACUUUCUUUUCUUCCAGGAGGUUUCCUGAUUCUUUGUUUUGGUGGCUUGCUGAAGCCAUCAUGGUCUGCCUCUUUAUGUGAUUUGAUAUUAACUGUCAUCUCGAGCCAUCAAUAAGUUAUUAUAUUUAUUUUAUGUUUACUUACUGUGUCUUAGCUUCUUGUUUUGUUUUGCUUUAGUACACCCAGGUAGGCUGAUUGUGUGAGCUACUUUGAUUAUUGGUGUCUUUGAAGCUCUUACAUCCUGUCACCAGGUGGUUAGAGCUGCUACUAGGUAUGUGAGCCCAGAAGUCCAUUUACUUUUCUUGUGUGGAUUCAGCUCAGGUGUCCAGGUCAUUGGUCACCGAGUGUGUGGCGCAGGCUCUCACCUACAGUCCUAGGUGGGCAGGGCUACAUAGAGGUGAUUGAAGCAGGACAGGUAUCUGGCUGCAGUAGGGGCUUAUGUGCUGAGCAAGGUAGGGGCCUGAUAGCUGUCCCUGAGUUCCUGGGUGGAAGGUGUGUCCCUGUUCCCUAGAGUGUGUAGGUGGUGAGUUUUGCAGGCACCCAGUGCUGUUGGCUGUAAGGACUGGGGAGCACCACUUAUUCCCGGACCCCUGUCAUGGGUGGCUAGAUGGAGUGGGUAGAGUCACCAGUCCUCAGGCCCCUGGUGUGGGUAGGUGAGGACCCUGCUUAAUGGGCAGGGUGGUGUCAAAUGUCACAAAUCUGACACUAUCCCUUAGCUGUUGCAGUUGAAAAUAGGCUUCAGGUAUAUACCCUGCUCUUCUAUGCUAAUGAGGACCUAUGCUGUUGAAAUGGGCCCACAUAGGUCUAGGCAGGGGUAAAACGCAUUCAAAGUCUGUGGACCCCUUAUGUCUGUGCCUAGGCAAAGGGGCUGUACCUGCCCUGAGGUCCCCGUUUAGUGGAAGUGGCAGAUUAAUUUUUCCUAUUUAUUAUUUUGUUAAUUUGUUCUCUCUCCAAAGCCAGGAGAAUGGCUCGGGUUGUGAGACGGGUCCCACUUCCAGCCCAGGGGUCACGAGACCGCUGACCAGAGGAGAGCAGGGAGGGUGUGGGUGAAGAGGAGAGAGUUAAUUCCCAGAGGGGAAAGAGUUAUUUUGAUCCCGCAUGGUAGAUUAGAUGCUUGCACUUUACUUUUUCAGAUCUAUCAUAGCUUUCCCUUGGUUCUGGGGGCUUGUGCAGACUGUCUACCACUGGGUAUCUCCCAAUGUGGAAAACAUGUCCCGAGUGCUACUGCUUGCCUCAGCCUGUGUGCGCCGGCCAAUCCAGCCUUCAGGGUACUGGCCAGGUCAGGUCUGGUAAAUCCUCACUGCUUCUGAACUGUCUCUCCCUCCCCGUGCUGCCCAGACUCCUCAACUUUGUCUUUGAUGUUCAGGGCUCCUAGGUGGUCAUAUAUAAUCAAUUCAUUUGUUUCUUCAGGUCUUUGUUGUAAGAGGGACCACGGGAAGUGUCUGACUGCUACGCCUUCUUGGCCCUGCCUCUUCUAAUUGACUUUUUAAUGUCUCUGUCUUAAAGAUGAAUGGACUGCCAAAAAUCAACACUUUAACAUUCCCCAAAACCAACCAAACCCAUUGCUCUUGAGUUGAUUCUGACUCAUAAUGACCCUUUAGGACAGAGUAGAACUGCCCCAUAGGGUUUACAAGGAGCAGCUGGUGGAUUCAAACUGCCAGCCUUUUAGUUAGCAGCCAUAGCUCCUAAGCACUGUACCACCAGGUGUCCUCUAUACCUAUCCCAGAUCUAAACCCAUUGCUGGGGAGUCAAUUCCAACUCAUAGUGACCCUAUAUAAGACCGAAGUAGAACUGCCCCACAGGGUUCCCAAGGGGUGGCUGGUGGGUUUGAACUACUAACCUUUUGGUUAGCAGCCAUAGCUUUUAACCAUUGUGCCACCAGGGCUCUAGUCCUAUACCUAUUAAAAAAAAAAAUUAGAAUGGCUAAAAUUAAGAAGACUGACCACACAAGUGUUGGCAAAGAUGUGGAGGACCUGGAACUCUCAUAUACUUCUGGUGGAAAAGUAAAAUUGUACAACCACUUUGCAGAGGAAAAUGCCAACAGUAGGCAUGCCAGUUUGCACAGCAGAACUCUGAAAGGCUCAGGAAUUGGAGGCACCUAGUACCUCAAACAACUGGAGGGAAGAGAGAGGCAGAGUAAUAUGUUGAAAGACUUGAGAAGGAACAGUUAAGCCACAGAUCCCUUUCCAUAUCCCAUCCUGCACCUUUACCGCAGAAAAAGAAAGGAAGCUUUUUUUUUUUUUUUUUGAGAAAUUCAACUAGAGAAGCACCAGACUCAGGAACAAAGGUUGAGUGUUGAAGCACCGUGCUGAAAACUGAGAUUAAACUAUUAAAGAUUAAACUGCCAAAUUCAGGCAGUUUCCAAAAAAGUCAAACUAUACACCUACCAUAUGAUCCAGCCAUUCACUCCUAGAUUUACCCAAGAGAAAAGAAAGCAUGUGUCCCUACAAUGACUUGUACAUGAAUGUUCAUAGCAGCUCUAUUUUUAAUAACCCCAAACUGGAAAUAACCCAAAUGCCCAUCAGCAAGUGAAUGAAUAAACAAAUUCUGGUAUAUCUAUGCAUAGUGUCACUUCUUUCAUGUCACGAGCCUGCCCAGGUUCAAGGGACAGGAACACAGACCCUACCUCUCAGAGUCAAAGUCACACUAAGAAGAGCAUGUGGGAUGAGAGAUAUUGUUGGAACAAUCUUUGGAACAUACAAUACGCCACAAUGUGUGAUGUGUAUUCCCUUGAAAAUACUAAUGCUUUUUUAAGCCCUACUCUACAUGUCAAGCUCAGAACACAAAGAAUCAUUGUCCCGUAGCUUGGUACAAUGCUCUUGUUUGUUAAGAGCCUAUUAAGUAGAGCAACUCUUCCUCUGCUUAAUGAAAGUUCUUUUUUUCAGAAGGAACAGAACAGUGUUCUAUCAUAAACUAAGUGCUCUUCAAGACCUGCUCAAGCUCAAAGAAAAUGCAGUGCAGGCUUGUGGACUGAGAAUCAGAUGUGAAAACUGUAGUUACCUCAAGUCAACAGUUUUGUGGAAAUAGACAAAGAACACCCAAAUACAAACGAAGGCUAUUUAUUCAGAGUUUGCUAUAGCAAGGGGUCAGCCACCUUUCGUUUUCAUUUGGCAGAUGUAAAAGGCAGGCAGAAGAGUGGGAAAGCUUUAGAGUGGAAAAUAGGGAAGGCUCCAGGUAGUCCCCGAUUGGAGUCUAUUGGCAUGAGGAAGCUGGAGGUGGGUGUACUAGAAGCAGGGUAUUUUAUGUGAUUGGUUAAAGCCAGGAAUUAGUUGCCCUCAAGUUGAUUCCAACUCAUGGCAACCCCAUGUGUAUCAGAAUAGAACUGCUCCAUAAGGUUUUCAAUGGCUGAUUUGUUUUGGAAGAAGAUAGUCAGGUCUUACUUUCAAGGUGCCUCUGAGGUGGGCUCAAACUUCCAACAUUUAGUUUAGAAGCCGAGUACAGUAACUUUUCACCACCCAAGAAUUAUAUGAUCUGUAAGGGGAGCAUAUUGGGCUUUCUCUGGUUGGUCCUAAGUUGGAAGUGGAGACAAAAAUUAAGGAAGCUGUCAGUUAUUAAUCAAGUCCUGGCCAUUUUGAACCCAUUGUUACAGGGAUUGUUGCUUGGCUUCGUGGACUGGUAGCCACAGGUGGUGGUUUGACUUCGUGGUUUGAAUGCUGCAGGUUGUGGGUCAGAGUUCUGUUUUUAUAUAUGGCCUGGUCAUUGUCCAUUGUUCAUUCAGUCUCUCACUUCUCAUCAUGGCUACUGUUCCCAGUGGAAUAUUUCUAGCUGCCAGUCAUGUCUGUGCACAGUCUGGCCAAACUUUUUGGCAUUAUUAAGUUAUCCUACACCACUCUUCUAGAAGGUGCUCACUCUUGAUCGAGAUGCUAAAAAUGGACCCUAGAAAUUGGGCCCAAGUGGCCAUUAAACUAGCUUCUUAGUUUGAAAAUGAAAAUUAAAGGGAAAGAAAUGAAUAUUUAACUUGCCUUUCCAGAAGGGACUGUGUUUCAUGGUAAUCAAAUGGCCCCAGAUGAUGAGGAAAAAAUAGGUAUUUUACUAAAGAAUGUUAGUCAGUAAUGUAGAAGAGUUGAAAGAAUUAGCAAAUCAACAUUCUGCAACAUCCUUAACUCAGGCAGGGAUUAUCAAUGGUGUUAAAAGCAUUAGGUGUGUGGUUAAUGGGAAACUGAACUUUAAUAUAGUCCCGAAGCAAUACCAUACAGAUUACUUCCUAGUUGCAGGGGAGAAAAGCAGAGUCCAUCCAUGGAGUCAGACAGUCAUUAGCCUCCUCCAGUGGUGGUUAGUCUUAGCAUCACUAAUGGUGCGUCAACCAGAUAUUUCGUGUUUCCUAAUGUGAUACAGGAAAACUGGGUAGCGUAGAGGUUAAGUGCUGUGGCUGGUAACCAGAAGGUCAGUGGUUCAAAUCCACCAGCUGCUCCUUGGAAACUCUAUGGGGCAGUUCUACUCUGUCCCAUAGGUUCACUAUGGGUUGGAAUCAACUUGACGGCAAUGGGUUUUGGUUUUAAUGUGAUACAAAGAUGAAAUAAACACAUUACCUGUAGUGUAGAGCCAAACAUAAUUAACUUGAUACUAUCAAACUUUUCUUCUAAUCUCCAUUUGAUCAGAAAUACAGAAAAUGGGAACAAACUAAAUAACACCAAAAAGAAGGAAGUAUUCAGACAAAUCCAAAAGAUAAGUCACUGUCAUGUCAAAGAGAGACUGUUAUUUGUUUAGAAGAGUCAAACUAUCAUAAUACAUGUGUGUAUUGACUAAACCAGGUGCCAAAUGUAUAGGCAUCUUAGGGAUGCAUGAGGAAAUCUGAAUAUGAACUAGUAUUAGAAAAGAUAAAAAUUUAUUUAUACGAAAAAAUGAAGGUCAUUAAAUUCAAAAAUCAGGUUAUAAAAUAGCAUGUGUAGUAUGGCCUGAUUUUGGUAUAAAAUACACAAUAUUUGCAUAGAAACAGAUGAUCCACACUGGCACCCUUAGGAGAGUAAGGGGGGCGGGCAGCGUUGGUACUUAUGCCAGGACAACAGGUAUAAACUGGGUCUUCCAGGCUAGCUGGGGGGAAUGGCCACCCUACAAGCAACUGUUCUCAAACUUCAGUGUGCAGAAUUGCCUGAGGAGCACGUCAAAUGAGAAUUCAUAGGCCAGAGAUUCUGACAGUAGGUUUGAGGUGGGGCCCAAGAAUCACCUUUUUUUCAUAAGUGCCUGGGUGAUUCUGAUGCUGGGGUUGGUGAGGAAAUACGGCAGGGCCUAGAGCAGUUUCUGGUUGACACUACCGCUAAGCAGGAUUGGCUAACCCUUAUGGAUAAGUUUUACUAAAGUUUGCUUUUUUUUUUUUUAGUUACCGCCACCCGUUGCUGUCAAGUUGACUCUGGCUCAUGGUGACCCACGUGUGGCAGAGUAGAGCUGUGCUCCACAGGGCUUUCAAUAGCUAUUUUUAAGAAGUCAAUCACCAGACCUUUCUUCUAAGGCAUCUCUGGGUGGACUUGAACUGCCAGCCUUCAGGGUGUUGUCUUGGAAGAAGUACAGCCGGAAUGCUCCUUAGAAGCAAGAAUUGCAAGACUUCGUCUAACUUAAUUUGGACAUGUUAUCAGGAGGAACCAGUCCCUGGAGAAGGACAUCGUGCUUGGUAAAGUGGAAGGUCACUGAAAAAGAGGAAAACCCUCAACAAGAUGGAUUGACACGAUGGCUGCAACAAUUGGCUCAAGCAUAACAAGAAUCUUGAGGAUAGUGCAGGCCUGAGCAGUGUUUUGUUCAGUUGUGCAUAAGGUUGCUAUGAGUUGGAAUCAACUGGACGGCACCUAACAACAACUUAAAAUUCACACAUUUAUGUAUAUAUAGGUAUUGUGGCUAAGAACCCGGCUGCUAACCAGCAGCCACUCCUCGGAAACUCUAUGGGGCAGUUCUACUCAGUCCUAUAGGGUUGCUAUGAGUUGGAAUUGGCUUGACAGCAAUGGGUUUAUGCAUAUUUCUUUAUAUUCUCACUUCUUUCUGGAAAGUAUUAAAGCUGGAAAUACUUACUAUAAACUUAUUUUCCCUCACAACAGCCCUCUUAGGCUUGCGAGGAACACAAAUGUGGUGGUCCAAAGUUCUUGUUUACUUCUUGAAUGCUGGUGUUGUACUUUAAGGCCACACCCCUCCAUGAAGAGGCGAGUCCUACCAGAGGAGUGAGGUAUGUUAGUCUGUUAAGUCCUGUAAGUCUGUUAAGGAGGAGGAACAUUUCUCGAAUUUGAGGUGGAGACCAGAGCAGAGAAGACCUGGGUGGGCAGCAGGUGGGCGGCCCCACCGAUACUGCCAAUGAGGGGAUUCUUGGGUGCUGGGCUGGAGGAUGGUGCCCUCUAUGGAGAAAUGAGCAACCCAGGAGGGCCCCUGAAGACUCAUGCCAGCCCCUUUGGGUGGGUAUGUAAGUCUCUCAGAUAGUGAGUGAAUUGGGUUAGGGCUUAUGAACUAUAGGGACAAAUUAGCUACGUUGGAGCUGACCCCAAUACUGGAAAAGCCACUUCGGCUUAGAGUCAAGAGGAAACCACUGGACAAGGCAAGGGCUUUCGGUGAUGAGAUACAAGACUCAUCUCUAGAUUUAGAACAAGCUUCGCCUGUUUACUGUCUGCGCCAUUCUGUGGGUCUUCCACAGACCCUCCCCUCCCCUUAAACCACCUCGGCAGUGACAGCUUUUAUGCAUUUAUUCCGGAUGCUCCCUGGUAUUUGUGAGGCAGAGUUUGCUUCUGGGUUGAGCCUGUUUUUCCAGAAAUGAGCUCACAUCUGUGUGUGUAUCCACCUUUGGCAAGGACAAGCCCUCUUAUAAUCUAAUGUCCUUGUGCUAGGCGUAUGUUUGGAGUCAGCUAUUGCCUUUGAGGCUCUAAGUCCUUGAGGACUAGAACUGGGAAAUCAUUACUGUGAAUCCCCAGGCAGCUAAAAAGGUGCUCCGCCCUGUGGGUAUUUGAUAGAUGUUUGGUGCUAGCUUUUCUUCUACAUGCAAUCGCAGGAUUCUGUCAUCUGGGGAGUCGAUUCCACCUUGUCACUCCUCCCCCAAGCUCAGCUGCAGGAGAUCAGCUUCAGGAGAGGAGUGUGUCUUCCCACAUAUGGCUCUGCUUUAAACUUAAUGUGUUUCUUGAGUAUCUUGAUACCAUGGUGAUAGAUGCCAUAGAAAUAGAGAAAAGGAGGACCCAAAACACCGGGGUGCUGUUUAUUUUAAGCUGGCAGUAUUAUUUAUGUCCCACAGUGGAGUGUUAGCCCUCUCUGUAUCCUCACGCACUUAGACUCUCCGGCUCUGGACAAGAACUGAAAUGCUGCGUUCAGUGUAUAAAGCUACACGUCAUCACCAUUGCUUCUUACUUUGUGUGCCGUUGCCACUUUCGUAGGCACUUUCACACACAUCACUUCCCUCCUCUGAUCCUGUGUUAGGGCAGGUCUUAUUCACUCCUGUGUUUCUGAUGAUAAAUUUGAGGCUCAGAGAGUAAGUGAUUUGUCAAAGUCACAUGGCCAGUGAGUGGCCGGCCCCUCUGUUUUCUUCCUCUAGGCCUCCUUAUACUAUGAUUGAGGAGACAGUGGUGGCUCAGUAGUAGAGUUCUUGCCUUCCAUGCAGGAGACCCAGGUUUGAUUCCUGGCCACUGCACUCCUGUGCCGUCACCACAUGUCUGUCGGUGGAGGCUUGCAUGUUGCUAUGCUGCUGAAUAGGUUCCAGCAGAGCUUCUAGACUAAUAGAUUAAGACAGAUUAGGAAGAAAGGCCUGGAGAUCUACUUCUGAAAAUCAACCAGUGAAAACCCUAUUGGAUCACAGUGGUCUGAUCUGAAACCAAUCAUGGGGAUGGUGAAGGACCAGGUGGCAUUUCACUCCAUUGUGCAUGGGAUCACCAUGAGUUGGUGACCGAUUCGGCAGCAGCCAACAACAGUGUGCUGUGAUUGAACUGUGCAAUGGCGGGCACUCAGGAUAGGCUGGUCAGAUAGAAACCCGGUGCAUUUUGGACUGUGCCAUUCAAGUUAGAAUUAGCUGUGUGGGGCAGUCUAAGCGCAAAGAGAAAUGUGGGCACUUCUGCAUGAAGCCCACAGAGAAAUGUGAUCAGCUGCGGAAGAAUUUUGUUAGUUUUAUGUCCCGAGGCAAAAGAAAGCUUAAGCCAUGCCUGUACCCUGUUUUCAAGGCCGAUGGCUCCUUGCCAGCACAGUCAUCUCCAGUCGUCUCAGCUUACUGUGCCUGAGCUAGCCCAAAUAUUGGUCCUGAGAAUGCUGCACUGCUGCCUUCACCCCUUGUACUGGGUUCGAUAGUGUCCCCCCAAAACUCACGUCCACCCAGAACCUGUGAAUGUGACCUUAUUUGGAAAUAGGGUCUUUGUCGAUAUAAUCAAAUUAAGAUGAGAUCGUACUGGAUUAGAGUGGGCCCUAAUUCAAUGGCUGAUAUCCUUAUAAGAAGAGGGAAAUUUGGACACAGACACACCCAGAGGAAAGUGGCCAUGUGAAGACAGAGGCAGAGACUGGAGUUAGGUAGCCACAAGCCCAGGAAUGUCAAGGACUUCCUGCAACUACCAGAAGCUGGAAGAGGCAAGGAAGCAUUCUUCCCUAGAGCUUUUGGAGGGAACAUGGGCCUUCCAACAGAGUUAAGAGCUAGGCUGCUAACUGAAAGGUUGGCAGUUCACCCACCAGCCGCUCCACAGGAGAAAGACGUGGCAGUCUGCUUCCAUAAGGAUUACAACUUUGGAAACCCUAUGGGGCAGGUCUACUGUGUCCUAUAGGGUCUCCGUGAGUAGGAGUUCUUUUGAUGGUAACAGGUUCAAAGCAUCAGGGGACAGACUGAGCUCAGGCUGAGCCAACACAACAUGAAAUGCUUAAAAGUCCUGCAACUUCUUGUUUCUGGGCUAUUGCCUUUGCUGUCUAGAUGCCCUUUGCUGCCUCCUGCUUCUCACUCUUCUUUGUCAAAUCUGACCUCUCCUUAAGGCCUAGUUCAAAUAUUCCCACGUUCAAAAAGUUUUCCCCAUUCCCUACUAUUCAAAGAGAUCUCUCCCUCCUUGGAGCACCUGUGACACUACUAGUUUGAGCUAGGGUUUACAAGUAAGGACCAAAGGUGCUAAGUUAUCCAUGUUCUCAAUUCAGAGAUUCACCAGUAAGCUCCUCAAAGUUGGGGCCAGCUAUCUCCGAACAAGGCUUACAAAGAGGAGUCUGGGCUGGUCCCACAACCCCCUAUCCAAGCCCUCUCCCUACCAAUCGGAAGUAAGAAGAGGAUUCGAAAGGGGGAGGCUGAAUUGCUUUUAGGGAGAGAGGCUGUUCACUCCCCUCCCUAAAGCCAAAGAAGGAGGUAGGGGAGCUACUAUGGAUUGAAUUGUGUGCUGCCAAAAGAUAUGUUGAAGUCCUAACUCCUGGUAUGUGUGAUUGUGACCUUGUUUGGAAACUGGGUCUUUGAAGAUGUUAUCAGUUAACAUGUGGUCAAACUGGAAUAGGAUGUGUCCUAAUCCAAUAUGAGUGUUGUCCUAUAAAAGAUGAGAGGAGACACAGACACCCGCAAACAGGGAAGACAGCCAUGUGAAGACAGAGGCGAAGAUUGGAGUGAUCUACGAGCUGAUGAAUUCCAAGGAUUCCAGUCAUCACCAGAAGUUAGGAAAGAAGCAUGAACAGAUUCUUUCUCAGAGCCUUAGAAGGAAUGAACAGAGGGGAUAUUCCCCAUCCUGCCUCCCCCCAUCUAAAAAAACAUUUUUUUAAUUGUGUUUUUGGUGAGACUUUACACAGCAAUUAGGUUCCCAUUUAACAAUUUCUACACAAAUUAUUCAGUUAUUUAGCUAAAAGGCAACCUCAGGGACUAGUUUUGGUUCAAGGUUUAAAGAGUAUCUCAGGGUGAUAGUCUUAGGAAGUCCUCCAGUCUCAAGGGGUUCAGUUACGUAUGGAUUUCUUUUAAGAAUUUGAGUUCUAGUCCACAUUUUUUUCCCAUUCUAUCCAGAUCCAUUUAUUGGUAGCCCUGAUCACUAGGGUUGGUAGAGGUAGCUGGGCACCAUCAAGUUCUUUUAGUCUCUGGGUAGGUGGGGCUGUGGUUCAUGUAGACUAUUAGUCCUGCAGACUAGUUUCUUCUUUGAAUCUUUGGUUUCCUUUUUCUUUUUUGCUCUGGAUGAGUAGAGACCAAUAGUUGUAUCCUAGAUGGCCGCCUGCAAGUUUUUAAGACCCCAGACCCUACUCACCAAACUAGAACGCAGAACAUAAACUUUAUGAACUAAAUUAUGCCAAUUGACAAAGUUGUCCCGCAGGACUAUGGUCCUGUGCCUUCGAACCCAGGAAACUAAACUUGUGAGAUAUUUGGUUAUGUCCAAGAAGUAUCCACAACUAUGCCAUCUAUGUAGUUUACACACAUACCUGUCCAUUUAGAUACAUCUGGAGCCCUGGUGGCACAGUGGUUAAGAGCUUGAUUGCUUACCAAAAGUUGUCAGUUCAAAUCCACCAGACACUCCUUGAAAACCCUAUGGGGCAGUUCUACUCUGUCCUAUAGGGUUGCUAUAAGUUGGAAUCUACUCAACAGCAAAGGGUUUGGUUUUUUUGGUUUUGAUACAGAUACAUCUAUAUGUGUAUACGCAUGUACAUAUAUAUGCCCAUACACAUAUAUGCAUAUAUACAUACAUAUGUAACCGCACACAUUUUUUUUUUGGUGGUACAAAAUUACAUGUCUUAUCUUUUACCAAAAAAGUCCUUUUCUCUUGUGUAUUUCUUAGUGGCAUCAUUUACCUUGGUCAAGCUGUGAAACAGUGAUUCCCCCCACCUCCCUCCUGUCCUCUUCUUUCUGGUCUGAUGAGCAUCAAGUUUGUAGUACUUUGUUACUAUAGCCCCAAUACAGGGUCUAAGAGAAUCAUAAGAAAAAAAUUAGAGGUGUUUGCUGGCAUUGUUCUCCCCAGUGGUUGUUUGCUUGGCCCUUGGACUUGCUGCCGUGGGGUGUGGAGCAGGAGUAAGAGAAUGGGAGGGGCGUGGUGGGGGAGGAUCCUGCCGGAGAGGGUUCAGAGCUGCUGCCUUGAGUUCUCAGCUCCUGAGGGGUGGAAAAUGGGUCUGUGCAAGCAGUUAAGCCCUGAAGUUGACCAUGGAGGGUGGGUGAGAGAAGACGAUGCUGUGGCCACAACAGUGAAGGAAGCAAAGAAGAGAUGCAUGGGGUUGGGGGUGGUGGUGGUGAUGCAUCCAUGCCACCACCUGGCAAUGUGCUAGAAGCAGGGCUGCACUUAUACAAGGGCAGAGUGCCCUAGGGGAGCUUUGAGGGAGGGAGGGGGUCCUCACCAGCCUCACAGGGACAUAGAUAACAAGUGGCUAAAACCAAGGAGGGGAUAGCAACCUCAACCCACUAAGUAAGGAGACACCCGUUCUUUGCCGCUCCCUUCUUCCUGCCUUAGUGCCUCCUGGAGGGGUUACCCUACAGAAGAGAGGGGGAGACGGGUAAGGGAAGACCAAGUCUAAGCUAGAUUCACACAUGGAUCCAGCCUGCAUGGGCUGAAGGGGAGGUGAGGAAACUUGAAAUUUUAAAAUGAAUAGGACUGAGUCUUCAAUCUGAAAUAAGUGAAGGUGACUGGAAAGCUAUGGAUGUGGCAAAGAUGGGAUUAAGGGUUCUGCUGUUGGGGGUGGGAGGAGGGAAUCAACCUGGACUAGUUAGGGGCAAUUAUUGGACCACAAUUCAUGUUUUUACCUCUCUCCCCCAAGUUGUUGAGAUUCUUCAAUAAACUGUUUAGAAUUAUUUUUGUACCUGUCUGAAGUUUUUUGGCUCAUCCCUUCUACCAGUCUGAAGUUUUUUGAGGGAGGAGUGUAUUUGAUUUGGUGGGGGGGGGUGAUCAGUAAAUGCUUGUGGUGCAAAGUAAGGGACACACACUGAGUGUGAUUAGGCAAGAAUGUUUUAUUUAUUUAUUUAUUUUUAUUGUACUUUAGAUGAAGGUUUACAGAACAAACUAGCUUCUCACUAAGCAGUACGCAUAUUGUUUUAUGACAUUACUUUCCCUUCUUAACGUUGGGUUCUUUAUUACCAGCUUUCCUGUCCCCUCCUGCCUUCUAGUACUUGCCCCUGGGCUGGUGUGCCCCUUUAGUCUUGUUUUGUUUUAUGGGCCUGUCUAAUCUUUGGCUGAAGGGUGAACCUUAGGAAUGACUUCAUUACCGAGCUAUAAGGAUGUCCAGGGACCAUAUUCUCAGGGUUUCUCCAGUCUCUGUCAGGUCAGUAAGUCUGGUCUUUUUUUGUGAGUUAGAAUUUUGUUCCACAUUUUUCUCCAGCUCUGUUCAGGGUCCUCUAUUGUGAUUCCUAUCAGAGCAGUCAGCGAUGGUAGCCAGGCACCAUCUAGUUGUACUGGACUCACUCUGGUGGAGGCUGUGGUAGGUGUGGUCCAUUAGUCCUUUAGACAAAUCUUUCCCUUGUGUCUUUGAUUUUCUUCAUUCUUUCUUGCUCCAGAUGGGGUGAGACUAGUGGAGUGCCUUAGAUGGCCACUCACAGGCUUUUAAGACCCCAGACAGUACUCGCCAAAGUAGAAUGUAGAACAUUUUCUUUAUAAACUAUAUUAUACCAACUGAGCUAGAUGUUCCCCAACACCACGGUCCCCUCAGCCCUCAGCCCAGUAAUUGCAUCCCUCAGGCAGUUUGGAUGUGUCUAUGGAGCUUCCAUGACCUUAUUUUGGACCAGUCCUGCUGGCUUCCCCAAUAUUCUGUACUGUCUUACCCUUCACCACAGUGACCCUAUAGGACGGAGUAGAACUGCACCAUAGAGUUUCCAAGGGGCGCCUGGCAGAUUCGAACUGCUGACCUCUUGGUUAGCAGCCACAGCACUUAACCACUACGCCACCAGUGUCACUAUGAGUCGGAAUCGACUCAAUGGCACUGGGUUUGGUUUUGGUUUUACCCUUCACCAGAGUUACUGCUUAACUAUGUCUAUUUAGUAUUUUUCCAUCCGCACCUCUCCCCUCCCUCGGAGCUGUCAGACAUUGUUUUUUUGUGUAUAAACCUUUUCAUGAGUUUUUAUAGUAGUGGCCUCAUACGAUAUUUGCCUUUUCAUGGAUUGACUUAUUUCACUCAGCAUAAUGCCCUCCAGAUUCAACCAAGUUGUGAGAUGCUUUGCAGAUUCAUCAUUGUUCUUUAUCUUUGCAUAGUACUCCAUUGUGUGUAUGUACCAUAGUGUUUUUAUCCAUUCAUCUGUUGAUGGGCAUCUAGGUUGUUCCCAUCUUUUUGCUAUUGUGAACAAUGCUGCAACGAACAUGGGUGUGCAUAUGUCUAUCUUUGUGACGACUCUUAAUUCUCUAGGAUAGCUUCCUAGGAGUGGGAUUGCUGCAUCAUAUGGUAUUUCUAGUUCUAUUUUUCUAAGGAAGUGCCAUAUGGUUUUCCAGAAUGGUUGUACCAUUUUGCAUUUCCAUGAGCGGUGCAUAAGAGUUUCCAUCUCCUUGCAGCUUCUCCAACUCUUGUUAUUUUCUGUUUGUUGGAUUCAUGCCAGUAAUGCUGGGGGUGAGAUGGUAUCUCAUUGUCGUUUUGAUUUGCAUUUCUCUAACGGCUAGUGAUAGUGAGCAUUUCCUCAUGUGUCUGUUAGCUGCUUGAAUGUCUUCGUUGGUGAAGUGUCUCUUCAUUACCUUUGUGCAUUCUUUAAUUGGAUUAUUUAUCUUUUUGUUCUAGGGGUGUUGGAUUUUCCUAUAGAUUUUAGAGGUUAGACCUUCGUCAGAUUUGUCAUAGCCAAAAAUGUUUUCCCAGCCUGUAGGUUCUCUUUUUACUCCUUUGGUGAACGCUUCCGAUGAGCGUGUUUGUUGAAUUUUUAGAAGAUCCCAGUUAUCUAGCUUAUCUUCUGAAGUUUGUGUGUUGUUAGUUAUGGUUUGUAUCAUGUUAAUGCCAUGUAUUAGGGCCUCUAGCAUUGAUCCCAUUUUUUCUUGUAUGAUUUUUAUAGUUUUUUGGUUUUGUAUUUAGGCCUUUGCUCCAUUUUGAAUUAGUUUUUGUGUACGGUGUGAGGUACGGGUCCUGUUUCAUUUUUUUGCAGGUGGACAUCCAGUUUCACCAGCAACAUUUGUUUAAAAGACCGUCUUUUGUCUAUUUGACGGACAGUGUGGUACUUCUGUCUAUAGCACCAUGUCGGCUCUGCCCCCAGGCAAGCAUGUUCUUGAUGAGGUGGGUUUAACUUUUGAUGGGCAAGAUGGAUCCCAAGUAGCAGUUCAGAUUGGCCAUUUGCUUGUGGCUCCCCACCCCCCUUCAAUCUGUUCCUCUCUGCUCAGACAAGAGGUCCUCUGUGUGGACCCCUUACAUAUGGACCUUCCACUGGGUGAUCCUGUUCAGUUCAGUUUAACAAGUGGUUAGCAAAGGCCUACUGGGUGCCAGGUACUGUCCAACAGGUCACAGAAGACAGCAAGGCAAAGCCCUAUGCUUACUGUGUGCAGACCUGUAGGGGAGAUAAAAACAUAGGAAUUUCAGUAUAAUGCAAUGGGUGCUCCCUUGGGUGGCAGUAAUCCACAGUAGGAGAAAGGCAAAGGAAGGCACUGAAUCUGGGCAGAGGGAUGAGGGAGGUCUUCCUGGAGGAAGCAGGUCAGAGGUCAUCUUGACAUCUGGUCUGGUUUACCCUCAGGGCAGCCUUGGGCUUCUCCACUCCUCACAGCCUAAAGGCCACCAUCUGGCGUCAGCCAAAGUGGAGUCCAGUCUCCAAGGGCACACCACUGGGGGAGGAGUGGAGGGGUGUAACAAUGAUCUGUUAUGUUAUCUUUCCCCACUAACAUGUUCACUCUCAGAAGGUAGAAAAAUAAUUCUAAACACUUUACUGAAGAGUGUAAGUCUUAUCAUCAUUCUCCUUUUGUAGACAGAGAAAACGAGGUACAGGGAGGCUAAGCAACUGGCCCAAGGACACACAGUAGAAGCACCAGAGCCAGAAUUCAAACCUGGCAACCAGGCCCCAUAGCCUGUGCUCUCAGCCUCAGAUUAGGUGUAAUUUUACAUGCCAAGAAAAUGUUUCCACUUUAAUCAACUUGAUCAAAUGGAAUACUUGUUAUAAAUUCACUCCCUUUAAAGGUGCUAGUUCCUCACUUGCACCUUCUGGAAAAUUCACCCUUGAUUUAGGUGUUCAGUAUGGGACUCAGUGUCACCGAGCCCUGGGAAUGUGUUACCACUGAGAUUCUGUCGUCCAGAUGUCUGGAAACCUCAUUUAAAAAAGAUCUCAAAAUAAAGUUCUUGUUGUUAGGUGCCAUCAAGUCGGUUCUGACUCAUAGCAAUGAUAUGUAUAGCAGAAGAAAACACUGCCGGGUCUUGUGCCAUCCUCGCAAUCAUUGUUAUGCUUAAGCCCAUUGUUGCAGCCACUUGACCCAUGUCAUUGAGGGUCUUCCUCUUUCUCCCUGACCCUCUGCUUUACCAAGCAUGAUGUACUUCUCCAGGGACUGAUCCCUCCAGACAACAUAGUGAAAGUAUGUGAGACAUAGUCUCACCAUCCUUGCUUCUAAGGAGCAUCCUGGUUGUACUUCUUCCAAGGCAGAUUAGUUCAUUCUUUUGGCAGUCCAUGGUAUAUUCAAUAUUAUUCUCCACCACUGCAAUUCAAAAGCAUCAAUUCUUCUUCCGUCUUCCUUAUUCAUCGUCCAGCUCUCACUUUCAUCAGAGGCGAAUGAAAACACCAUGGCUUGGGUCAGGUGCACCUUAGUCUUCAAGGUGACAUCUUUGCUUUUCAACACUUUAAAGAGGUCUUUUGCGCAGAUUUGCCCAAUGCAACGUGUCUUUUGAUUUCUUGACUGCUGCUUCCAUGGGUAUUAGUUGUGGAUCCAAGUAAAAUGAAAUCCUUGACGACUUCAAUCUUUUCUCCAUUUAUCAUGAUGUUGCUUAUUGGUCCAGUUGUGAGGAUUUUUUUUUUCUCUUUAUUUUGAGGUAUAAUCCAUACUGAAGGCUAUGGUCUUUGAUCUCCAUUAGGAAGUGCUUCAAGUCCUCUUCAAUUUUAGCAAGCGAGGUUGUGUUUGUUACCUGCAAAAUGCAGGUUGUUAAUGAGUCUUCUUCCAAUCCUGAUGCCCCGUUCUUCUUCAUAUAGUCCCAAAAUAAAGUUAGAAAUAACUAAAUGGGGAAAAAACCUCUGAGAAAUGAUUAAAAAGCAACCACCAUACUUUUAUCAAUAAAAUUAAUAAUUUAUUAAUAUCAUCUCAUGCUAGAGUUCAGUUUUCUCUGAUUGUUUCAAAACAGUCUUUUUAUAGUUACAUUUGGUUGUAGAUCUCUUAAGUCUUUCCUAAGCUAUGCAAGAAUAUCUUAUUUUAAAUUUUGCUCAUUCUAUUUGUUGAAGAAACUGGGUCGCUUGUCUUGUAGAAUCACUAGGAAGACUGAUGAAUAUGGUUUAAGAUUUCUUUGUGAUUCUCUCAGUCUCUAGGCUCUAUCCUAUCAGGGAUGUUCAGUCAAAAUACUGUGUUUUAAAGUCACUUGAAAUAAUUCUUCUUUAUGUGAUUAUGAAAUCAACUUGAUACACUGUUAGUUUCAUUUAUUUCAGUUUGGUUUUGAUUGACAGGGGUUGCCAUUUCCAAAUAGGAUUUUGUUUUUUAAUUAUAUAAAAUAUUUACAUGGCUGAAAGUCAAAAUUAUACAAUAAGAUAUAAAUGCCUGCCCGCUUUCUCACUGAACUCAUCAUUCUCUUUCUCCGCCUAAAGAUAAUGAUUUUUUAUUAGUUAUUGCUUUAUCCUUCCAUUGUUGUUUAUGUUGUUGUUGUGUGCCAUAGAGUCGAUUCUGAGUCAUAGCAACCCUAUAGGACAGACUAGAACUACCCCAUAGGGUUUCCAAGUGAGCGACUGGUGACCUGCUUCCAUAAAGAUUACAGCAAAGAAAAACCCUGUGGAGCAGUUCUACUCAGGAACACAUGGGGUUGAGGUGAGUCGUAACCGACUCCGCGGCAAUGGAUUUGGUGUUUUUUUUUUUUUGGUUCUAACAAAAAAGGUAGCAUACUAUAUGUACUCUUCUGACCUUGUAUUCCUCACAAACCAGUAUGCUUUGGAGGCCAUCCUUACUCCUUUUCACAGCUAUGUAAUUUAUUCAGCCAGCACCUUAUAGAUGGACACUUGAGUCGUUUCCAGUCUUUGCUAUUACAAAUGGUGCUGCAAAGAAUAACCUGGAGCACGUGUCAUUUCACAACUUUGGUAGUUAUGUUUGGGAUAGGCUCCUAGAAAUGUGAUUGCUGGGUCAAAGGGAAAAGGCACAAGCAAUUCUGCUAGAUGUUACAAAAUCCUCGUCCAAAGAGACUGUGUACCAUUUUGAAUUCCUAUCAACAAUGUAGGAGAGUGACUAUCUCCUCAGAGCCUCACCAACAGAGUGUAUUUUGGAACUUUGGGAUUUUUUUGCCUCCCUGAAAGAUAAUAAAUGGUAUGUCACUAUAGUUUAAUUUUGCAUAUCUUAAGCAAUGGUGAACAUAUCUUCAUUUGCUUUUGCUUUUAUGUGAAAUGCCUGUGUAUAUCUUUUGACCAUUUUUCUACCAGGUUAUUGGGCUUUUUCUUCUUAGAAAUUCUUUCAUUGUUAAGGAUAUUAGCCUUUUGUCUGUGAUAUAAUUUGCAAAUAUUUCCCCCAGCUUUUCAUUUGUCUUUUGAUUUUGCUUAAGAUAUUUUUAUAUUAUCACGGAGUCAAACUUAUUAAUCUUUUUCCUUAUUAUUUCUGGAUUUUAUGAGCCAUAAUUAGGGAAAAUUCUAGCCUCAUCUAGGUUACCAAGUAAUCCACCCAUUUUUUUUCUUCCUUUUUUUUUUAUUUUUUUAUUAUUUGUAUGGUUUCAUUUUUACAUUUGGAUUUUUUUUUAAUCUUGAAAAAUAUAUAGGUGACAAAAUAUUUGCCAUUUCAGCAUCUUCACAUGUAUAGUUCAGUGACACUAAUGUUCAUCGUGUUGUUCGAUACAUUUAGAUCUUUGAUCCACUUGGAAUUACCCAGGUAACUAACAACAAUUUUGGAUAACGGAAGGCUGGGACACUUAUUGUUUAGAAAAUGUAAUGCAGGCCCAAUUAAAAAAAAAAAUUUUUUUUUAAAGAAGUUGUUUGUAAUUCAGACUUAGUCAAACAAAAAGCAUCUACUGAGUGUCUAUGUACACACUAGAGUGCUGUGGCUGGGUGAAAUUAAAAAAAAGAAUAAUCAUCUGGACAAAAGCCUUUAAAAAGUCAAGUAACCUUGAAGAGGGGGUUGUUACUGAUAGUGGCCAUGGAGUCACCUCUGACUCAUAGCAACCUUAUGUACAACAGAAUGAAAUGUUGCCCAGUUCUGGGCCAUUUCCAUGAUCAUUGGUAUGGGAGCGUUGCAUGCCAUCGAGUUGAUCCAACUCAUAGUGACCCUGUAGGACAGAGUAGAACUGCUCCAGAGGGUUUCCUAGGCUGCAAUCUUUAUUCUUUCUUUCUUUUUAUUGUGCUUUAGGUGAAAGUUUACAGAUCAAAUUAGCUUCUCAUUCAACAAUUUAUAAACAAAGUGUUUUGUGGCAUUAGUUGCAAUCCCCGCAGUGCGUCAACACUCUCCCCUUCUCCAUCUUGGGUUCCCCACUUCCAUUCAGCCUGUUUUCCUGUCCCUUCCUGCCUUCUUUCUUUGCUUUUAGGCAGGUGUUGCUCAUUUGGUCUCAUGUACAUGGUUGAACUAAGAAGCAUGUUCCUCUCAUGUGUUAUUGUUUGUUUUAUAGACCUGUGUGAUCUUUACUGAAGGGUGACCUUCAGGAGUGGCUUCAGUUCUGAGUCAGCAGGGUAUCAGGGAACUAUAGUCUCAGGGUCCUCCAGUCUCGGUCAGGCUGGUAAAUCUGGUCUUUUUUUGUGAAUUUGAAUUUUGUUCUACAUUUUUCUCCCACUCCAUCCGGGGCCCUCUAUUGUGAUCCCUAUCAGAGUGGUUGAGGUGGUAGCUGGGUACCAUCUAGUUCCUCUGGACUCAGGCUGGUGGAUGCUGGGUUCAUGUGGUCAGUUAGUUCUUUAGACUAAUAUUUCCUUUGUGUCUUUGGUUUUCUUCAUUCUCCUUUGCUCGGAUGAGAUGGGACCAGUAGAUGUAUCUUAGAUGGCUGCUUGCAAACUUUUAAGACCCCAGAUGCUACUCACUAAAGUGGGAUGUAGAACAUUUUGUAUAUGAACUAUGUUAUGCCAAUUGACCUAGAUGUCCCCUGAGACCAUGGUUCCCAGCCCUGUAGGCUGUAAUCUUUAUGGGACCAGAUCACCAGAUCUUUUCUUCCACAGAGCGGCUGGUGGGUUGAACUGGUGACCCUUUCGUUAGCAGCAGAGCACUUAAUCACUGCACCACCAGUGCUGCUUGAUAUGCGUGUAGAGGUCAUGAAAAAAGCAAAUGAGUGGCUCAGACAGUGAAGGCAAAGAAUUCUCCCUCCACAGAGGGAGAGAGCUCUGCGGGCUGGGUGACCCAGGAGGCUUCAAGAAGGAAGUAUCUUCACUUAGUCCUGGAAGGAUGAAUAGGAUUUAGGCUGACGGAAAGCAAACAGAAGUGCAUCCAAGCAAGGACAGCAUUGUGAAUAGAGGUAAUGGGGGCUCCUGAAGGCGUUUGGAAAACCCUGUAAACAAGACUCAUCAUAGAGGACAUAUGCGAAGCAUCUGACACUGUCCCACUGCAAUUGGAAAGCAAAGCUCUCUGCUCCAGAAAUGAGGAGGCUGUCUUCAGUCUCUAUGGGCAGGGACCAUCUUAGAGGACCCGGGCAUAAAAGAACCCCUCCCCAGUUAACUCAUUUUUGGUGGUGAGCUGCUUGCAGAUGCUGAACUCCAUGGGCAAAGACACUGUGAAGAUUGGGAUUUGGUUUUGCUUUAAUCAUUCCAUUCUUUGCUGGCACUGAUGGGGUGGGGGGUCCUUGAGUCUGCAAGAGGACCCAGCCAGCUCUCCACAGAUGGGGACACAUAGUAGCCUUGUGUUUCCUGCUUGGCCAGCCCAUGGAAGGUAGACACCUAGGCUUGGAGGGGUCUCUGCUUAGGCACCACUGCUUCUCCUCCUCCCCCUGCCCCCAUAUCCCCUUCUUCUCUCCAACAGUCAGAAUAAGCACUGGCAUUUAUCUUGGAGGGGCAGACAAGCCUAACAGCCUAAAACAGCCACCUCACCACCUGCCACUAUACACUAGAAUCUCAUCUCCUUGAGUAUUAAAGUAAAAAAGGCCCCCCAAUUUUCAAUUAAUCUAUUCGUGUGUGUGUGUGUAUUUGCAGGGGUGGGAAUAUUUUGUGGCUUUCCCUCUUCUGUUACUCCCAAGAACCACUUGCAGGCCCCACACCCAUGCCUCUUUGUCUGGGCUGCCCCUGGAUUGCAAGGGCCCCCUCACCAUGCAUCCUCCCACUUCAAGGCAGGGUGACACUGCAGAAUCAUCCCCCAAAAGAAUUUAUUUAACUUCUUGAGAGAAUCUAUUUCCUACUUAUGUCUAACCUAAGGUUUUUAAGGAAGACCAAAGAAGAAUUGAUGCCUUUGAAUUGUGGUGUUGGCAAAGAAUAUUGAAUAUACCGUGGACUGCCAAAAGAACAAACAAAUCUGUCUUGGAGGAAGCACCACCAGAACGCUCCUUAGAAGCAAGGAUGGCAAGACUGUGUCUUAUAUACUUUGGGCACAUUGUCAGGAGGGAUCAGCCCCUGGAGAAGGACAUCGUGCUUGGUAAAGUACCUGGUCAGUGUAAAAGAGGAAGACCCUCAAUGAGAUGGAUUGGCACAGUGGCUGCAACAAUGGGCUCAAGCAUAACAACGAUUAUAAGAAUGGUGUAGGACCAGGCAGUGUUUCGUUCUGUUGUGCAUAGGGUCACUAUAAGUCGGAACUGACUCGAUGGCCCCUAACAACAACAACGACAAAAACAACAAUAACGCUUUCAUGCUGCAGAAAUACAAAAUACCUGCAUAUCACCAUUUCUUGAUUACAGAUGCUACUGUUUUUCCCUCUUAGAGGGCCACCUGGACAGUGGGUACCCUGGCUCUGCCACUAUCCACUGGGUGACCUUGGGCAAGUGACUUGGGUCAGAGUCUGUGUCUGCACCUGUGAUAACAGGGACAGCAAGCCAUGCUUUGCCCGGUUGUGGUGAAGACUACAAGUGCCUGGCUCAUGGGCAGAGCUCUACGAAAAUUUGCUUUAUUGAUAUGUCCAAAAGCCUCUAUUAGUGUAGUCCUCAGCCUUCUGUGUCUCCUAACCUUACCCAUCCUGUUUUCCAACACUUUAACCAGUCCCUCUUUUUGAGGGCAUUGCUCUGCUACAGCACUGAGCUCACCCAGAAGCAUCUUUUGAGCCUCUAUUGGAAAUAUUCCUUUCCAAGCAAGGUUUCCACCGACAAAACUGGCCUCUAGGCCCAAGUAGGCUGCCCCAGGGAGAAAGCAUUCCUUAGAUACUGCUAGCAGGACAGGAGCAGACAGAGGUGAUGUAUUUACCAUUUUGUCCUCAGCUACUGGACACCAGGCUCUGUGGGAAUUAGUGAAAGGCAUCUUGAAUUUCAGGGCACAUAUUUCUAUCCGAGGUUGAGCUAUCUACCUUCUCCCUCCACGGACCUGCACCAUAUCCUCCCAGAAAUAAGUGACCCAACCUCCUUGUGGAAUGACCUACCCAGAAAGCAAGACUUCCUGGGUAUAGGAAGAGAACUGGGACAGCACAUGAGGGAAAGAUGAGGCUCUGGUGAAUUAAACAGGGCACAUAUGGCUGGUCGGAGCCAAGUCAUUAAUGUUUCUGCUGAUUUCCCCUUGGGGUCAUAGGAACUAUUUUUCUCUCACCUUUACUUCUCUCUUGCAAUCUGCAACCUUUUUUAUAACCAAGAUGGUGGUACACAAAGUCAGGCACCCCAACACCUCCCCAUAAUCCUUAUUUCAAUGUCUUCCUCCCUCCCUUUUCCUUUGGCAGAAAUUCCCAAACUUGUCCCCAGGCUGCCCCUUUACCUCACUUUCUCCUAAAAGCAUGGCUGAUUUUAGCCAUGGUCCUACCCAAAGGACUCCUUUGUAUCUUAUUAUCUCAGGACCUGUGAUUAUUAAGGUUCUGUGUCAGCUUGGCCGGGCCAUGACUCUCAGUGUUUUGGCAGUUAUGAUGUGGUUUGGCAGUUAUGAUGUAUUUUGGCAGUGGUAUAAUGGUGUAAUCACCUCCAUGAUGAGAUCUGAUACAGUGUAAUUACCUCCAUGAUGGGGUCCUCUGUGAGUAGCUGAUCACUUGAAAGGGAGUUUCCUUGGGAGUGUGGCCUGCAUCCAAUAUAGGUAGGCUUUCUGGCAAGACUGGUUUGCUUUUGUUCUCUCUGGAUCCUGCAGCUGGCUCGUAUUCAUUUGACCUUCAGUUCUUGGGAUUUCUUGCCUGCCAGUCUUGUGUUCGCCAGCCCCUGCAGCUAUGUGAGUCGGAAGAAGCCUCCAGCCUGACCCACAGGCUUGGGACUUUCAAUCCUCUACAACUGUGUGUGCCAGUUCCUUGUUAUAAAUCUCUCUCUCUCUCUCAACCUCUCUCUCUCUCUAUAUAUAUCUAUAUAUACAUAUAGACACUUCACUGGUUUUGCUUCUCUAGAGAAUCCAGCCUCAAAAUGUUAAUGAUUGUAGACCAGAUGAAUUGUGGAAUGACAUUGUCUUAGGCAGAGUUCUCUAGAGAAGCAAAACCAGUAAAGCAUAUAAAUAUGUGUAGAGAGAGAUUUACAUCAAAGAAAUGGCUCAUGCAAUUAUACAGACUGGAACAUGCCAAGUCCGUGGAUUAGUAUAGAGGCUUCUCCCAAUUCACGAAGCUGCAGGAGCUGGUGAAUCCAAGAUUGGCAGGUCAGAAGGCAAGGCUCUUGCUCACAGGCUGUGAAUAUCGAUGAAUACCAAGAUUGGCAGGAAAGACUGCAAGGCUUCUCCUGAUUCAUGCAGCUCAGGGGUUGGCAAACACAAGAUUGACAGGUCAGAGAGCAGGGUUCCACUCAUAAGCUGUGAAGAUUGACAAAUCCCAAGAUCAGCAGAUAAGUUGAUAGCUCAAGUUCCAAGAACCGGAGGUCAGACGAAUGGGAGGCAGCCACAGGACCCAAGGUGAGAAAAAAGCCAGAACAUCUGCUUAUAUUUGAAUGCAGGCCACACCCCCAAGGAAACUGGUUUUAACUGAUUGGCUACACACAGCAGAUCCCAUCAUGGGAGUGAUCACAUAUAAACACUGAGAAUCAUGGCCCAGCCAAGUUGACACAUGAUUUUAACCACCAUGGUCCACCCUUGUCACAUGUACACAUCUCAUUAAACCAUACAUAAUCUCUGAAUAAAGACAAUUAUAAAGUCAUACUUGUGCCUAACAUAAUACAACUAACAUGUGUACAACCAAAAACACACUAGCCCUGUUUAUAUCUUAUAUUUUAUAUGUGGAAGAAAACAAAAAUUUCUGAUCCACACAUACAAAGUAGAAAUACUCAUAACAAUUACAGCCCUUGUUUCUGCAACUGGUCACGUGGCCGUAACUGGUAUUUAGAACUAUCUUCUUCAUUUUUUUUUUUUUCUUCCACCACCCAUUCUGUAUUCUCUUUGCCCUCAGCAAGCACCUUAGCUGGCUGUGGUUCUUGCCUGGUAGGGUGACCCAAACCUUUAUUCCUGAAGGGUCUGGGUCAUUAGUAGUCAUAUCAGAAUUAGGUUGUCUACUUCUGUAAUUUUAUUGUUAAUCUUCUGAAUUUCUGAUUGCUGUCUGUCUAUGGAUUUUUCCAGCUUAUUAAAUUUUCCAUUAUGUUCCUGAAUAAUCUUUUUAAUUUCCUCAAUUGCUUUGUCUGUGUGAUCCUUGGCUUGUUCUGCAUAUUGCCUCAUUUCCUUCCUGAUGUCUUGAAGCGUUCUGUAUAUUAAUCUUUUGUAUCCUGCCUCUGGUAAGAAGGCACUUUCAUCUAGAAGAUCCCUGGAUUCUUUGUUUUGAGAGCUUGUUUAGGUGAUCAUGGUCUGUUUCUUCAUGUGACUUGAUAUUGACUGUUGUCUCUGAGCUGUCUGUAAGUUAUUGUAUUAGUUUAUCUUAUGUUUGCUUACUAUGCCUUAGCUGCUUGCUUUGUUUUGUUUUGAUAAGCCCAAAUGGGUUGCUUGAGUGAGCUAAGAAGCUUGAUUAUUUUUGCCUUUGAAUCUCUUACGUCCUGUCCCCAGCUGGCUAGAGCUGUUAUCAGGUAUAUCAGUCUAGGAGUCCAUUCACUUUUCUUGUAUGAAUUCAGCUCAUGUGUCCAGUUAGCUGAUCACCAAAUGCGUGGUACAGGCUCUGUACUACAGUCUUAGAGGGGUAGGAGUGAUUGGUGUAGGUACCGGUAUCUGAUUGCAGCAGGGGAUCACACUCUGAACAAGGCAGGGGGCUGAGAAUCAUCCCCCAUGUGUCUCUGAGGAAAGCAUGUCUCUGUUCCCUAGAGCGUGCAGGUGGGUGGGUUCUGCAGAUGGACCAUGGGCACCUAAUGUUUUUGGUUGUAAGGACUGGGAGGUACCAGUUAUCCUUGGACACCUGUCACAGGUGGCUGGGUGACCUGAGUGGAGCCACCAGUUGUUAGGCCCCUGAUGUGGGUAGGUGAGGGCCCUGUAUAAUAGGCAAAGCAAUGUCAAACAUCAAAUACCCACCUCUCUGCCGCGCAGCUGAAAUGGUUGGAGUCUGCCAACAAGGGCCUCUUCUCCUGAAAUAGGCCCACACAGGUCCAUGCAGGGGGGAAAGGUACUCAAAGUCUAUGGAUCAUUUAUGCCUGGACAGGAGCCACUUCUGUCCUAAGCUCCCCCGGUUAGUGGAGCUGGCAAAUUAUCUUUUCCUUUAAUUGCGAAUUUAUUCCUUCUCCAAGGCCGGGAAGAUGGCGCUAGGUGCUCAACAGGGCCUAUCUCAGGCCCAGGGAAAUCAACCUCCGAAGCUGGCUUAGGGGUGGGGGGCGGGGGCGUGGUAAAAUAUACGCAAGUACUUAGCUUUUGCUGAGAGCGCCCUUCUUCUCUGGUACGGGAGGUGUGAGCAGGCUGUGUGGCUGGCUGCUUCUCUCUGAGGAAACUGCAGCUGAACGCUAGUACCAGCCUGCCACCGCUGCUCCCGGGAAUGGUGCCUGAGGGCUCCCCGCAAUUCAGGCCUGGUAACUCCUCUCCGCUGAACCAUCUCUUCCUCCCCCUUGCCCCGUAGUUCAUUUUAUAAGCUUGCCUUUGAUGUUCAGGGCUCCUAGCUUGUCAUAAAUACACUUGUUUCACUUGUUUUUUCAGGUCUUUGUUGUAAGAGGGCUCACCGGAAGCAUCUGUCUAUUCUGCCAUCUUGGCUCUGCCUCUCAUGUCAGAAUUGGGUUGCUGUAGGUUUCCACUGACUUUAAUCAUAGGGCAUGGUAGUACUAAGAGACACCCUAAGGGAUCACCUGCAUUCCAGACAUACUCUUCUUUACUUCCAUUAUGAAAUAGCAAUCCUAUUUCCUCUUGGUAAUCAGGAUCAAUCACACCAGCCAGUGUGGUAACUCCUUCUUUGCCUGUGAUACAGAGGCAUAAGGAACCCAAAGUGGCCAGGUGACAUUCUUAGCUUCCAGUUCAACAGAAUCAGUAAUGUGUCUCAAGGUGAGAACAUUUCUCCAUUUGAAACUAAGACCUCUAGACCUACGGAGCAUAAGGCCGCUGGGACAGGAAGCAAAAAACUUGUGAGUAGGUCACUAGGGGUAAUAGUGAGUGAUGCCACUCCCAUUUCCACCCCUUGAUUCCUGGACCCAUGAAUCCUGGCUUUGGGAGAAAUAGCACCGCAGAUUGAACACUGGUUUAGAGUAUAUACAGCCUCUUGAAGAACAUUGUCCCAAACUUGCAAGGUAUUGCUACCUAGCUGGGGCUGUAAUUGUGUCUUUAGAAGGUCAUUCCAUCAUUCUAUCAAACUAGCUGUUUUAGGAUGAUGGGGGAACAUGGAAAGACCAGUUAUUCCAUGAGCAUGGGCUCGUAGCCACACUUCAUUUGCUGUGAAGCGAGUCCCUUGCUCUGAGGCAAUGCUGUGUGGGAUAGGACAAUGGUGGACAAGGCAUUUUGUAAGUCCACAGAUAGUAGUUUUAGAGGAAGCAUUGUGUGCAGGGAAGGCAAAUUCAUAUCCAGAUUAAGUGUCUAUUCCAGUAAGGACAAAACACUGCCCUUUUCAUGAUGGAAGUGGUCCAAUGUAAUCAACUUGCCACCAGCUUGCUAGCUGAUCACCUUGAGGGAUGGUGCCAUGCUGGGGACUCAGUGUUGGUCUCUGCUGCUGACAGAUUGGGCACUUGGCAGUGGCUGUAGCCUAGUCAGCCUUGGUGAGUGGAAGUCUGUGUUGCUGGACCCAUACAUCCCUACCACCAUGCCCACUUUGUUCAUGAGCCCAGUGAGCAACGAUGGUAGUAGUUGUGGAAAGAGGAUGACUGGUUUCCACAGAAUGCAUCAUCCUAUCCAUUUAAUUGCUAAAAUCCUUCUCUGCUGAGGUCUUCCUUUGGUGAGCAUUCACAUGAGACACAAAUAUCUUCAUUUCUUUGGCCCAUUCAGAGAGGUCUAUCCACAUACAUCUUCCCCAUAAAUCCUUGUCUCCAAUUUUCCAGUCAUGUUCCUUCCAAGUCCUUGGCCAUUCAGCCAAACCAUUGGCCACAGCCCAUGAAUCAGUAUACAAUUGCACAUCUGGCCAUUUCUCCUUCCAAGCAAAGUGAACAACCAGGUACACUGCUUGAAGUUCUGCCCAUUGAGAGGAUUUCCCCUCUCCACUAUCCUUCAGGGAAGUCCCAAAAAGGAGCUGUAAUGCUGCCGCUGUCCACUUUCGAGUAAACCGGGCACGAGUUUUCCCUUCUUCAGUCAAAUGAUCAUAAGGAACUCGCCAUGAGGCCAUAGGUGCAGACUGGGAGAUGGAAGGUAAUGUGACAGGAUUGGAGGCCACGGGUAUUUGGAUCACUUACUCAUGCAACUUACUCUUGCCUUCAGGUGCUGCUUGGGCAGAUCUUGUAUAUAAGACUUCCAUUUAAUGAUGGAGUACUGCUGUGCACGUCCAACUUUAUGACUCUGUGGGUCACACAACACCCAGUUCAUGAUGGGUAGCUCAGGCUGCAAGCUGACUUGGUGUCCCAUGGUUAAGCAUUCAGUCUCUACAAAGGCCCAGUAACAAGCCAAAAGCUGUUACUCAAAAGCAGAGCAGUUAUCUGCAGAGGAUGGCAGGGCUUUGCUCUAAAAUUCUAAGGGUCUGUGCUAUGAUUCACCAAUAGGGGCCUGCCAAAGACCCCAAACAGCAUCUCUAUCUGCCAGUGAAAUUUCAAGCACCGUUGGAUAAGCUGGAUCAUGUGGCCCAAGUGACAGAAUAGCUUGCACAGCAAUCUGACCCUGUUGCAGAGCCUUCUCUUGUUUAGGCCCCAUUCAAAGCUAGUAGCUUUUUGAGUAACUUGAUAAAUAGGCUGGAGUAGCACACUCAAAUGAGGAACAUGUUGCCUCUAAAAUCCAAAGAUGCCCUCCAAGAGUUGUGUCUCCUUUUUAGUUGUGGAAGCAGCUAGAUGCAAUAACUUAUUCUUCAGUUUAGAAGGAAUAUCUUGACAUGCCCCACACCACUGGACCCCUAGAAAUUUCACUGAGGUGGGAGGUGCCUGAAUUUUUGUGGGAUUAAUUUUCCACUCUCUAGCAUGAAAAAAAAUUGUUUAAAUUGUGCUUUAAGUGAAAAUUUACAAAUCAGUGUCUCAUACAAAAAUUUAUAUACACCUUGCUAUGCACUCCUAGUUGCUCUCCCCCUAAUGAGACAACACACUCCUUCUCUCCACCCUGUAUUCCCUGUGUCCAUUCAGCCAGCUUCUAUCCCCUCCUGCGUUCUCUUCUCCUCUCCACACAGGAGCUGCCCACACAGUCUCAUGUGUCUACUUGAGCCAAGAAGCUCACUCCUCACCACCAUAAUUAUCUAUCUUAUAGUCCAGUCAAUCCCUGUCUGAAGAAUUGGCUGUGGGAAUGGUUCCAGUCUUGGGCUAACAGAAGGUCUGGGGACCAUGACUUCCGGGGUCCAUCUAGUCUCAGACAGGCCGUUAAGUCUGGUGUUUUUAUGAGAAUUUGAGGUCUGAUCCCACUGCUCCCCUGCUCCAUUAGGGAUUCUCUGUUUUGUUGCCUGUCAGGGCGGUCAUUGUUUGUAGCCAGGCACCAUCUGGUUCUUCCGGUCUCAGGCUGAUGUAGUCUCUGGUUUAUGUGGCCAUUCCUGUCCCUUGGACUCAUAAUUACCUUGUGUCCUUUGCUCCAGGUGGGUUGAGACCCACUGAAGCAUGAAAAUGUUUUACCAAUAUGUCCAGAGUCAUUGACACUUCUUCCUUACUAGGUUCUAUCAGCAUAAUCUCAUCAAUAUAAUGGACGAGUGUGAUGUCUUGUGGAAGGGAAAGGCAAUCAAGGUCCUUGUGGACUAAAUUAUGACAUAGGGCUGGAGAGUUGAUGUAGCCCUGAGGUAGGAAAGUGAAGAUGUAUUGCUGGCCUUGCCAGCUGAAGGCAAACUUCUUCCGAUGGUCCUUCAAACCCGUAUGGAGAAAAAGGUAUUAUCCAGGUCAAUAACUGCAUACCAGGUACCAGGAGAUGUAUUAAUUUGCUCAAGCAAUGAAACUACAUCUGGAACGGAAGCUGCAAUUAGCAUCACCACCUGGUUAAAUUUUCAAUAAUCUACUUUCAUUCUCCCAGGCCUGUUUUUUGCACAGGCCAAAUAAGUGAGUUGAAUGGGGAUGUGGUGGAAAUCACCACCCCUGCAUCCUUCAAGUCCUUGAUGGUGGUAGUAAUCUCUGUAAUCCCUCCAGGAAUGCAGUAUUGCUUUUGGUUUACUAUUUUCCCAGGUAGGGGUAGUUCUAACAGCUUCCACUUGGCUUUUCCUACCAUAACAGCCUUUACUCUAUUUGUCAGGGAUCCAAAGUAGGAGUUCUGCCAGUUACCGAGUAUAUCUAUUCCAAUUGUUCAUUCUGGAACUGGGGAAAUCACUACAGGAGGAGUUUGGUGACUCACUGAACCUACUGUGAGAUGGACAUGAGCCAAGACUCCAAUAAUAACCUGACGUCCACAUGCCCCCAUUCUGACUGGUGGGCCACAUUGCCAUUUUGUGUCUCCGGGAAUUAGUGUCAGUUCAGAGCCAGUAUCCAGUAAUCCCCCAAAAGCCCGAUUAUUUCCUUUUCCUCAGUGGACAGCCACUCUUGUAAAAGGCCUUAGAUCACUUUGGGGAAGUCUGGGAGAGAGAUUAACAAUAAAAAAUUUUGACAGUGUGUUUGAGUCCUUCCUCAAGGGGACCCAGCCUCCCCAUCAUUCAAGGGAUUGUGGGUCUUUAAACUCAUUCAAAUCUGGGAGUUGAUUUAGAGAUCAUGACUCUCUGUUCUGGCCGUUCAAGUUAGAUUGCUGUUCACCUGACCUAGAAUUCAUCCGUAUGUACAGAUCAAGAAAAUAUUUAGAUUUCCUA
This is a messenger RNA of Loxodonta africana (African savanna elephant), 45735 nucleotides long. RefSeq names its product heterogeneous nuclear ribonucleoprotein L like (gene HNRNPLL). Gene Ontology annotation, cellular component: nucleus. Gene Ontology annotation, biological process: mRNA processing; regulation of RNA splicing. NCBI's taxonomy places the organism in Eukaryota, Metazoa, Chordata, Mammalia, Proboscidea, Elephantidae. Bases 56 to 1681 code for a protein of 541 amino acids. The record is from RefSeq and is a predicted model, not a curated record. The transcript has 14 exons. Gene Ontology annotation, molecular function: mRNA binding.